CUUGUAUCCUUCCCAGCCCCCUUUCCUCCAGCCACACAGUCUCCUUCAGAUAUUGUAGAGGCCCUUUAACCUUUGUGUGCUAAAGAGAUCUGUGGAGAUACAUUGUGUGGACUUUUUACAUAGUGACUGUGCACAGUGAUCGGAUAACAUGGUUGGGAUUCCGGGAUCCUUUCAGUGUAAGUUGAUUGCAACCCCUAAAAUUAAGCUUGCUUGCAUCCUCUUAUUGGGGAACUGGAGGCGAAGAUGCAUGCCGUUUACUUUUUUUUUUGCCUUCUGGGUUUUUAAGACAGAAACCAGGGGUACCCAUGCUUUGUUGUCUAUCUUUUGUAAGACUACAAUUCCCAAAAUGCACUGCUAGCAGUUGGUUGCUCAGUACUCAAGGGAAAUGUAGUCCAGCAACAACUGGAAGGCAAAGACUGGAGAGCCCUAUUAUUAACUUCCCUUCUCCGAGGGAAUAUAUGUCUUGUAUGACUUGGAAUCAAAAGAGUUGAGCUUUGCUGCUAAGAUGCACGAUUGUUUUUUUUGCUGUACUGCUUUGGGUCUGAAAGAGUAAAAGGGGUUACUUAGAAAAUUGCCUUAGUCUGUACAUAUUUCCUUUGAUUAGUUUAGUUGGCGGUUUGUGUAUUAACUCUUCCAUGCCUGGGGUUGGACUCUGCAUUUUGGUUUCUCUUGGAUAGUUAAGUGCCAUUUUGUGACAGGCAUAGCGAUUACUAACAGAGGUCUCUGGCAGCGUAUUGGUUAACUGGACAAGAGGACGUUUUAAUACAGGUGAUUUAAUACAGGGGUUAAUCUACGGAAAGAUCUUCGCUCAUUGGAAGAUUGAAUUAUGGUGAUAAAAGGGAGUUUUAGGGAACUAAGUUAGUUGAUGGAGAGAAUAUUGACGUUGAUGCAGAGGUUAACCCAUUAUGGUGUUUGAAGCAGUAACAUGGACUGACAUUAUUCCAGGGAAGUGACUUUCAUACCUAGUGAGUUUUCUAUAGUGAUAAAACAUGAUGGAGCAUUUGUUGUGAAUGAUGAGACACCCUGCAGGGAUUGCCAGUAAUAACAGGGUUAAACAGUGCAAGAGCACCUAUCCUUGGCUGGUUUGGAGAGAACCGUGGCUGCUGGCAGUGGUGGGGUUACUCAGUUGAAGACUUGUUGGAUGUAGAAUUUUUUUUCUUCAGGUUUAGAAAUAGAUCCUUUGCUUUUGUAGCUCUAUAUUUAUUGUAUUGUCUGGUCUUUUAUUCAUGUCAACAAAAUGUUUUAGUUUAAUGCAUCCCCACCAUAUUUCCAUGAUGGCUCUCCAGGGCACUCCAGCGGUUGUGGCAUAAGAUCCCCUAUUCCAGUUAUUGGUCGGUCAGCAUAAGGUGUUACUAUAGUCCAGGAUUAGGCAACCUUUGGCACUCCAGGUGUUGUGGACUACAUCCCCCACCCCCAUGCUUUGCCAGCAUUAUGGCCGUGAAAGUAUUAUGGGAGAUGUCGUCGUGUAUUAUGGGUGCUGUAGUCCACAACAUCUGGAAUGCCGAAGGUUGCCCACUCUUGUCAUUGCCCCUUGCAGAUGGAGUGCCAAAAGGUCACAAAUCACUGUUAUAAGGACUUGUGCGCUACUUAGAAAUAAUCCCACUGUUUCUAAUAAUUACUAUGAUGCCUUCGGUUUUAUUACUGUUUUAGCAUUUCUACAUAGGCUUUAUACAUGAAAACAAACAGGGCCCAUAUCGUGACUUUUCUUCUACCAUUGCAUUUUUCCAUUAGUGCAGGUUACACCGGAUACACGAUGGAAGGGUGCAAUAAAUUUUAUCUUUAAAAAAAAAAAUCAGUUUUUCAGGCUAAAUUCUCACAUCACCUGCAACAAUUUUUUUUUUUCAACAAUUACCGUAGAUCUAUUUUGUACUUUGAUGCAGAUGACACCCUGGCAUCCAGUAGAGACAGAAGGUUGUGUGGGGGUGGUGGAAUUAAUGAAAGUGUUGUGAUCUUAAAAGUUUUGCAAAGUUACUAAAGUGGAGUGAUCACUAAUAGAAUCUCUUAUGGUAACUACACCUCUUUGCAGAUCACAACACUUUGAUAAACCCCCCCUCCCCUCUCCACUGUUUAAAAAUCGCAGUGCUUUUCUCCUCUAGACUCUUUUAUAUCUAACCCCCACUGUGGGCAGUAUAACCAACAUGGGUAAGUGAUUUCAUUAACCCGUUCAAUACUAGAAGGUUUUAUAGCUAUUGCAAUGUCUUAACACAGACACAAUCGGCCAACGUUGCAUCAGUGGACUUUCUUGCUCCAAUGUCCUUCAGGGUCAAUGCUCUGGAAUAUGGGUGGUGGGUCUAUAAAUACACAAGUAUGCGCAUUCCGUAAGGAUGACAUAUGGACGAUUAACCCUGGUUGUGUUGACGUUAGUUAUGUCAAGUGUCAAUAAGCACCUGCUACUCUGUUAGUGCUAAAUGUAUUGGAAUUAUUGUGACUGCUAUAAAAUAUUCUGGGCAAUUGGAGUGGUAGAAAAUAAUUAUAGCUCCCACUUGCCUAAUUAUUUUGCUUUAAUUUCUGAAAGAAUACAUUGAUAGACUGAAUUCUCAGUUCAGCAACUAAAGACUCUUCUGAUUAUGCAACCCAAUAUCCUCCUAAAAUCUGAUUAAAUUCUGAAUUCAACUCAUGUGUUGAGUUUUUUUAUGUUUAUUUUAUGUGGGGUUUUUUGCUGAAAAAUACUGUUUCCGAAAAGUGGAGCUAGAAAAAAUUAAGGAACUUACACCGCCCAGUUUUUCUAUUGUAAACAUAGCUUUCAGUAUGGCUGCAGCUUUGAAGCUUAUUUAUCAUCUAACAUUUUUUAUUAUUUUUUAUUUGUUGACCGGCAAUAGUACGAGAGUCAGUCAAAAAUUAUCCGCACUCUGGUUAGAAAAAAAACUUUGGUUAGCUGCACUUAUCUAGUUUAUCUGUUGAAUGUCACUGUCUCUCCAGUUACUGCUGUGCAGGUGGGAAUGUGUUUCGUCAUUUCAUUUGUAAGUGGGAUAAAAAAUGGCUGACCCACUUGUGAUUUGCACACAAAAAAGAGCAGCGUGCAAUUAUGUUUUUUUUGUGGUCUGAGGGUGUUCCUGGUGCCGAUAUUUAUCGAAGACUUUGUGCGCAGAAUGGAGAAAGUGUUUUGUCACGAAGUGUGUGUGUGUGUGUAUGAAUAGAUAGAGAAGUUCAAGGAAGGUCGCACAAGUGUCAGCCAUGAAGAAGGAGCUGGACGCCCGUCCACGUCCAUAACUGAUGACUAUUGAGCGUGCACAUGGAAUGAUUCUGUAGAAUAGACGAGUGACAGUGGAUGAUGUAGCAAAUCAUUUGCAAAUUAGCCAUUGCUUUGUCUAUGAAAUAAUCCACAACAAACUUGGGUUUAGAAAAGUUUUUUGCGAGAUGGGUACCAAAACAUCUCACGUAAGAACAUAAACAGAAGCGUUUGGACAUCUGCAAACUAAAUUUGGACUGAUACUCGAAGGAAGGUGAAAGCUUUUCAAAAAGAAUCAAUAUUGAUAAUGAGACCUGUAUUUAUCAAUACGAGUCUGAGAGUAAACGGCAGAGUACAGAAUGGAAACCUCAUCAAUCGCGACCAGGAAAAAGUUCAAAAGUCAACCAUCAGCUGAAAAAUUGAUGCCUACAGUUUUCUGGGAUUCUCAAGGGCCAGUAUUGGAACACUGUUAGGAAAAAGGUUCAACAAUAAACAGUGCUUGUUACAGUGAGAUGUUCACUGAAGGGCACCUCUGCCCACACUGUGCAAAAACUUUGUUUUAAGGUGUUAAAGUAUCCUCCCUUUAGUGCUGAUCUUGCUUCAUUGAAAUUUCACCUGUUCGGUAGCCUGAAAGCAGGCCUACAAGCACGAAGAUUCACCACUGAUGAAGAAGUGAAGACAUCAGUGCAUUCGUGGCUCUCUCUGCUCAGCCCAAAACAUUUUUUAAUGAGGGAAUAUGAAAGCUUGUUGACAGAUGGACAAAGUGUAUUGAAAAGGAGAUUAGGUUGAAAAAUGAUGUAUUUGUCUUUUCUAAAAGUUGUCUAAACUAAAUUCUACAGCCAGAGUGCAGAUAUUUUUUGACUCACCCUGAUAUAUCAUAGUGACAUAAAAAUGUCAAUAUGUAACAAAAUCAGAUUUUUGUCUUUUUGGUUACACUGUCUAUCAUCAUUAUAAGAAUAAUCAACAUUAAAGAAAAUUAUAUAACGGAAACUAAGAUAAGUUUCACAGAAAUAAAAUAAGGACAUUUCUGCCAGCUUGGGUGUCCAUGAGCGCACACCCAAGCACUCCCACGCUUGACACCCAUUCUCCUUGUGUUUCUGGUAUUUCCCCCCUAUUGGUUCUUGUAUACCUCCCAUGGUUCCCAAGUAUUGUAGAAUUUAGGUGAGUUGUUUUGGGAAUGCGCUUUUUAAUUUAUCCAUGGGGUACAUCUUUAACUUUAGCUACCAUCUGUGCAAUGUUUUAAGUAUCGCUCUUUAAAGGACCACUAUAGGCACCCAGACCACUUCAGCUUAAUGAAGUCGUCUGGGUGCCAGGUCCAGCUAGGGUUAUCCCUUUUUUCUAUAAACAUAGCAGUUUCAGAGAAACUGCUAUGUUUACAAAUGGGUUAAUCCAGCCUCUAGUGGCUGUGUUAUUGACAGCCGCUAGAGGCGCUUGUGUGCUUCUCACUGUGAUUUUCACAGUGAGAAGACACCAGCGUCCAUAGGAAAGCAUUGUGAAUGAGACUGGAUGAGACUGGCUGAAUGCGCGUGCGGCUCUUGGAGAAAGAGGUAAGUUUAACCCCUUCCUCACCCUAGAGCCCGGCGGGGGGGGGCACCCUCAGGGCACUAUAGUGCCAGGAAAACAAGUAUGUUUUCCUGGCACUAUAGUGGUCCUUUAACAACAUUUGAGCCAUGGCACUAUAUGUUGCCAAACUGACUAUAUGAAAGAGCGUUUGUUCUCUUUUGACAACACCUUCUAUGGGUUUAGAUAGUAGAAAACUCCAGGGAGGUCAUUUAAAAUAUAUAUUGAGAACAUUGGAUACGAAUGAUCAAACGUCCUUCCAAAAGGCUUGUGCUUCAGUGCAUGCCCACAAAAUAUGUACCUUGUUCCCCACACAAUCUCCAGUAUGUAUCUGAGGUGGUCUUUCCAUUACAACCCAACAGGGAUCAUGUACCAGCUGAAAAUUGUUCAUCGUCUAAAGGUGUAAUAAAUAAAUGAUAUUGCCAAAUAGAAACCCAGCAGGCAAAAACUCUGUUCACAUAGGCUUGGCUUGACUCCUCUACCUCUUGGACUCUGGCGCGCUUGAUGCUCCCCCUACAGAGCGCGCAGAAUUAUGGUACAUUUAGGUUAGGUUUUUUUAAAAAUUAUAAUUCUAUUUAUUUGUGUAAAUAUUUCAAAUGUAUAUGAGUAGUGUUUGCCUCUCAAGAACACUGUAUUAUUUUUUUCUUUAAAAAAAACUUUAUUUAAAAUAAUAUUUUGCACAAACAUUGAAAAACACUGGACUAGAUUAGAGUGGAGUGUCUUUUUGGUCUGUCUGCUUUAAAUCUUGCAGUUGGAGCCUCCCUGCCGGGUAUUAGUCAGAUAUGUUAUGGUGUGUUAGACUCCACAGAGCCAGCCAGUCUCCCAGACCAGCUGUUACAGAUUACAUUCUUAGGCUAUUGAUUAGAUGUUGGUCUUGACACAGACAUAUUUGUUUAAUCAAUCCAGUACUGGAUUUAUGGCACACAAAUUUCAGUCCAUCAAGGCAGAGAGUCAGGAGUCUAAGUCUGUUACUUCACUGCUGAAACAAUUUGCUUAAAAAUAAUUUUAAAAAAGUUAGAAACAUUUUUAUGGUAUAAAAACACGACUCCAUUACACUGUAUGUAAAAUCCUCUAUUUUGAGACAUUCACAAGGAAACCUGGACAGCCACAAUGUUUUCUGAUUUUACCACAAUUACUAAUGUAACUAAUUUGCUGGCCUAAUAUUGGUUUUAUAAAGACUGCAGAUAACUUCUCCUUGUGUGUACGAGUUAAAUAUUUUAAAAGGUGGAAUUUUUUUGGUCUGGCUUAAACAGAAAUAUGUUUCCAUUUCAAGUGUCAAAUCUGCUGGGAAAUGGAGGGGUAUUAUAGAAGAGUCAUAUAUAUAUUUUUUUUAAUAUCUGUGGAACUUAUUGUAGAUCCACUUACUUUGACAAUGUUGCUACAUGGCUUUAAAUUUUUUUUAUUUUUUUUUUUAAAGGAAAUGUUUAAAGGACCACUAUAGGCACCCAGACUACUUCAGCUUAAUGAAGUGGUCUGGGUGCCAGGUCCAUCUAGGGUUAACCCUGCCUGUUGUAAACAUACAUAUGGGUUAAUCCAGCCUCUAGUGGCUGUCUCAUUGACAGCCGCUAGAGGCGCUUCUCACUGUGAUUUUCACAGUGAGAAGACGCCAGCGUCCAUAGGAAAGCAUUGAGAAUGCUUUCCUAUGGACGGACUGACUGCGCACACAACUCUUGCUGCGCAUGCGCAUUCCGCCGAUGACUACCGAAGGAGGAGGAGACUCCCCAGCGCCGAGGGAGCCCGGCGCUGGAGAAUGGUAAGUGAUUUAACCCCUUCCCCCCAUUCAGCCCGGCAGGAGGGGGGCCAUGAGGGUGGGAGGGUGGGGGGGAGGGGGGUGUAUUAAUACUAUAGUGCCAGGAAAACAAGUUUGUUUUCCUGGCACUAUAGUGGUCCUUUAACAUCAGGGAUGCCCAAAAGGUAGAUCCAGAGAUGUUGCUGAACUACAACUCCCAUGAUGCACUGCAUGCCUUUGCAUGUCUUUAGAAUGACAAAUCAUCAAAGAAGUUGUAGUUUUCAAACAUCUGGGAAUCUACUUUUUGGGCCCCAUGGUCUACAUAGUAAACUGUGAAAGAGCCAGUUAAAGAAAUUGGGGACUUGUAAUCUAUAUGCCCCCUUGAAUGUGUAAAGUAAUAGAAAAUCCACUUCAGUGAGAGCACUUCGGUCCAAGAAAUACCCCUAUAAAGAUGCUUGCUUGCAAAAAUCCCAAGUUGACAACUAUUUUUGUUUGUGAUUCAAGACCAUUUUUUGGCACCCUUGGCAUCAUUGGGCUUAGGAGAGAAUUGGUGAAAUUAGUAAACAAUAAAUAAAUAUAUAUAUAUAUUAAAAAUUAUAUUUUGUUGAUAAUAUUAAUAAAACAAAUUAACAAACACAAAACUGACUAUCUUAAUACUGGUAAUCAACUAAUCAGCAUUUUUUAUUUACAAGCAAAAAGAAAUAAAACAAUGCAAUCUAAACAAGUUAAAUAUAAAUAAUUACAUUUUUAACCUUCAAAACAAGCUACUUUGCACUGUACAUUUUUACCAUUAAUAGUUGUGGUUACCGCCAAUAUAUUAAUAUCAACAAGAUGAUAUUUUGGAGGUACAGGGGUGGGGGUUGUUUUUGCAUGUGUAUGUCUAAAUCGUGGUAUAUUGUUAGAAGAGUGAAAACAUUUGCUUUCUUAAUUUAUGUUGCUGCAACACUUUCCCUGGGUUUUGUACACCUAGAUAAUCUUUUUUUAUAUGUUGGCCAUUUUAAUCAUUUUAUGUACACUGCAGUGUUGUUUGACAGGAAAGUAAUUAAAGGAAAAAACCAAAGUCUGGUGAAGCCCUUCAGCACUGUGUCACCUUAUGAUGCACUCUUGGAGAGAACACGGCCCCUGGGCGUGUGACAGCAGCCAGGUGUGCAGUGUGAAUAAACAGGUGUGUUCCAACUAUGUCACACCAGGGGUUCCAUCUACCCCAGGUCACCAGGUGCAGAGGUCUCUUUGUUACUGGAUGCUAGAUGAUGCUCCUGGGGUCAAUAACUUUUUCAGAAUCAGAGAAUCAGCCCACUAAUCAUUUUAGGCAAUAAUAGCACAUAAUGGGUCUGCUGACUAUGCCUAUCUGUCAUCACAAGUCUCCUGUCUUUCCAGAGCCACCUAUAUCCAGGUAGUAUACUACAAAAAACAGUUCUGUUUUGUGCUACACCGGAUUAAUUAUCUUCUGGGGAUAAAACUGUAAAAAUAUUAGUUUAAGGAAGGCAAAUCUAAAAAGCCUAAAGGUUGACAAAGUGUCAUGGGAGUUGUAGUCCUACACACCUACCCAAAAUCAGUGUUUGCUGAAACAAUAGAGGCUCCCAAUUGUCUAGGUUGAUGCAGCACUCCAUUGGAAAAGGACUGGUUAUUUUUAACUGUUGGGGCAUAAAGACUGAUUUGAGACUUGUCGAAUAAAAUCCAUUUAUGAAAAUAAGCACCUCCUGCAUUUAUGAGAGGUGGGAUGUAUGCUAACCAACUAUAACGAAAAAAACAACAACAACAUAUUUAUAAGUACGCUGAUUGUAAAAAAUCGAUGAUGACCUUUUUAUUUAUUCAUAUUUUGAUCACUCAAAGUAUAACUGCGGACGAUGAAUAAUAGUUUACUGCAAAAAGCAAAAUGUCACUCACAAAAAAUAGCAAUCACAUUGCCGUGCAUUUGAAUUGUAAGUUCAGCAAACAUGUUAAAAUAGUAUACAUUUAUUUCUAAAUAUUUUUGAUAUGUUCUAACAAUUCUUAUUUAAUUUAAACAAGAAGUACUAGUGCUAAAUAAAGAAAAAAAUAAAUAUAUAUUUAUACAUAUAGUUUUUUUUUUUAAUCCAAUGAAAUUGUGCUUCGUCGUUUAGAAUAUUUUUUAAAAAUCUAAUAUUCACAUUUGUUCCCACGAAAUGAGCAGAUUGAAUUAGCAUGUGUCUAUAAUUAAGUACACAUUUCUCUGUAAUGUGUUGCAGAUGCCCUCUGGUUAAAAAAAAAUAAAAAAAUAAAUAAAAAUUGAACAGAACAGGAGUAUUUAAUAAGGAGCAAGGUAUAUUUUAAGCAGAUGUUGGGAUUCUGGAAAGAAAGCCAACCUUAUAUUUAUAUGUUAACAGCCCACUCAGCUGGGUGACAAAACAUUUUCCCUCUUGGCGUAAGCAAGCUUUUGUUUAGCUAAUGCCCUCCCAGAGGCCUUUGCAGCAUAGCUGCCUAUUAGCUGACUUACGGAUGUGGUCGCUACACACAAUGAAGAUCCGCAGUGCUAAGAUUUUUGCUGCAAACAAUACUGUGGCUUUGUAAUGGCUACACCAUUUGCUUAAUUUUACUUCCUGCAUAGGCAAUUUUUUCGCUUUUUUUAUUCUGUACAAAGAGCUCUCAAAUAAUACAAGUAAUUUUACCUUUCCCUGAAAAGAGAAGUUCCCAUUUAAUCAUAAAACGAAAUUGACAAAUUUUAUAUAGGGCAAUCAAAGUUCAGGAAAUAAAAAACAAAAACAAGGUUUGGUAGUGCUUAAUAUUACAUGGUUUUAAAAUACAUGUAAAUAUGAUUUAUAGAACAGUAAAGAAAAAAUCCAAUAUUACAUUUUUUUUGUGUACUGCUGUGAGAUGUAAUUUGGUUUCAUGUUUUGUUUUGUCAAGACGUAACUCAUGCAGACGAGAAUAGCUGAAUUGGAAAUAAUUUCCAAUUCAGAUAUAUUUGUAACGGAACUAUUUCGGUUGAAAUUCUGCAGUUCCUGGCAAAUUUCUUACAAUGCCCAAGUUAGUUAAAGGGUUACUCCAAGCACUUCAGUGAUUUCAAGUGGUCAUGGUGCCUAGGUUCUGUAUGUACAAUGUUUAACUCCACCACUGGGAGCACCAUUGUGUGUGUCAUCGGCCUUCCUGAAUUAAGAGUUCUGGGCUGGCUAAUGUCAGUUCUGAUGUGCAGCGUGCUAUUCAUUGGCAGACAGGGAUCAGUCGGUUCUCUCAGCCAAUGAAUGGCUGCAGAAGGCAGAAGCACGUCAACCAUAGGGACUGACACCUUGGAGUCUGGUGGAGACGCAGGUAAGGAGGCCAACUGUUACUAAAUGGUACUUUUGGCAUCAUAACUACUACAGUUGCCUGUAGUGGUUUUGGUGCCUGGAGUAAUCCUUUCAUAACCAGUCUUUUGUUUCUUUCUUUUUGUGGGUUGUAAAAUUAAAUAAAUUAAAUGACUAUCAACUGAAUAUUAACUGGUCUGGCCGUUGCAAGGCACACAGGUAUUUCAUAUUAUAAGGGUAAUGUCUGCAUGUAAUACAUAAUUGCAUGUCAGUAUACGAUAUUCAAUAAAUUGUAUUGAAUAAUCUUAUUUUAUAACCUAUUAUGAAUUCUUCAUUUAUAAAGCUAAGACCUAACAUUAGCACCACAAAAAGUGCGGCGAGCAAUAUAUUUAACCAGCUAUUUUUUAGUAAAAUCAAACAUCAUGUGGAACGCUACCCUGGAACGCCUUUGCAAUGUCAACAUUUAGUAGACUCUGGCGUCUUUCAUACAUUCUGUACGUGGCUAUUUAUAUAACAACAUAUAACACUGAACGCAGGAGUAUGAAUAUAGUGUGUCUGCAGAAUCUACAAUUUCUGCAGAGAUGCUUACACGUGUAUAUAUAGUUUUGCAUAGUGUGUAAACAUAGGAUGUGCGUUUAUGAAAUGCAAUUUUGAAGCUAGCUUGCAAAAAUGGAGCAAAGGAGAAAAUGGAGCUAGAAGAUUUAAGUGGUCUCCAUGGUGAUUGCAUCAUUCUUAGAAUUUCGCCCCAGAAGACACGGAGGUAGCCGCUUUUUCUUUUUUCAGCUGCAGAUCUUUUUAUUUUUUUUUCCGUCCUUAACCAGAGGCCUGGAUGAGAGUGUUGAUACAUUUCAGCCAAGAGAAGUUGGCUGCUGUAGACACACGGUAAUGCUUUCUUUCAACGUGAUGCUGUGGAUACAAGAAUCGUGUUAUACAACAGAGCGAGCUAGAAAGGCCCUCUCCAGGGAUUGCUGUGCUUCGUACAUUGCUUGCCGGAUGCUAGAUAUGUUUUGAAUUAUCAACUAACGUAUAGCUGUGAUUAUCUACGCUUAUGCUCUAAGAGUUAUAGAGCUGCUUACCUGAUUCUCUGCAUCAUUGUCACCUGAGUCAUUGUUCUUAUUCCUGAUCUAGACUCCGAGGUAGGUUUGCCACCUUCCUUGCAAAAAACAAAUAACCAUCCAUGCUCAUUUGCAUAAUUAAUAACGAGUGACAUCACAAAAUAUCACUUGAUGUUCUGUAACAUCACAGGUAGUGACAUAAGAGAAAACAAAGAUUGGAAAUGGAAAAUUAUCUAAAUCACUAAAAAAAACAUUUACUAUGUGUGUACUAUGUCUGACCAUGUGUGUAGCAUUGUGUAUGUGUAACAGUGUGAAUGUAUACCUUUUCUGAGUGUGUGUGUGUUUGUAGAGUGUGUAUAGUGUUGUAUGUCAGUGUGCAUAUACUCUCUGAAUGCGUGUGUAUGUCAGUGUGACUAUACUGUGUUUGCAUUUGUGUGUACAGCAGUAUGUUAUGAAGUGUAUACUUUGCAUAUAGCAGUGGAUAUUCUGGCACUAUUUCUCUCACCUCUCUCCUAGAGUCUAGUCAGAGAAAACUGCGGGUCUCUGCAUUACAGUUGGCAAUCCUGUGCAUUACAGUUGGCAACCCUACAGUCCCAGAUAGAAGUGCCUUGGUAUUCCUAAUUUCUGUCUGCAGGAAUCUAAUAAUAUUCUUGUUUUAGCCUUGCUGAAGGCAAUAAUUCUUAAAUAAACUUAACCUUAAUGGCUGGUCAGCAGCCUAGAUUCAUUUGGCUAAGCUGCAGAAGCCGUAGCCUAAAAAAAAAAAAAAGUGGGACACUACAUAAUUCAUUAUUCUUGGUUAUUCCAAGGAGAAAUGUGGUAAUCACCGUUCUGCACUAGAAUCACGCAGAAAGUGAAGGUGUCAAAUGUCAGUCAAAGAUUAUAUGACUGCACCAGGAAGGUCCUCUGGUGGUUGUCUGAGUGACAGCCACUAGAGGUGGCCCUAAGAAACAGUAUAAAAUAAAUACUGUUUUUUUUUUUUCUUUUUUCAGAAAAGGUAGUGUUUACACUGCUAAAAUUGCAGGGACAGUCUCUUUGUACCAACAUCACUACAUUAAGCUAUAGUGGAACUGGUGCCAGGAGAGAGAUCCUUUAAGACACAGUCAGAAACCAGAACAGAUUGAUGUUUUUCUUUGUUGUUUUUUUUUUUUUAGCAGUAGUAAUUUUUUUUUUCUGUUAACUACAUGAAAAAUGCAAGAUCGAUGAUUAUUUGUGUGUAUCCUGUUUUUGCAAGAUACGAUACAUAAAAAUAUACAGGGAUAUUCAUUAGAUCAUUAAUUAAGUAAAUUCACAUUUUACACCAAAAUAGCAAGACAAUUUAGAAAAUCUCCUGUCAAUUCCGUACAGUUCACAUUUGACUGAAUUUAGUGUUGACAUCAAAACUGCAAAUGUAAAGGGAAAAUGGAAAAAAAAAGAAAAUUGAUGGCAUGUUUUUUAUUUAAUUUUUUUUCAAUGAUUUUGCAAAAAUGAACCUUGAAUACCAAAAAUCCAUUGUCUGUGGGGAGAUUUAAUAUAGCGAAUUAAUUAAAAAGUGAUGCUAAUUCUGGAAGUGGACCAAUCACCAGUAGAUUGUGCCUGCUGGUUUUACCGGCUACCAUGGUGUUUGCUUCACUUCUAGAACAUUGCACCACCUUUUAGAUCACUGAUACAUCUUUCUUAGUGUGUGUAUUAUACAGCCAGACUCCUUGUCUUGAUGCAUUCCUAUGGUCUAUAAACAGAAUGUGUAUACAUGCAAAGACAAAAUAUCCAGGACACCCUGAACAUGCCUUUCCUCAGCCCCAAGGCGGUAUAGUAAUGACAUGUUGUAUUACUGAGGUGGGUGGCUGAUUUCCUUUUGAAAUGAAUAGCUCUGGGCUGCACAAUCUCCAUCAGACAUCCUGGAGCCGGAGGCUGGGCCUGUGGAAUGCGGCAAAACCUCACACUUCACUCCAGCUUUUUCUGGGAGGUCCAACAGUAUCUUUCCAAUACAGGACCACUGGGAGAUGGACCCUGGCUUUAGAUCAAUCCUAGAUUAUAAUUUUUAUGUGUAUUUAUAUCUUAAUCGGUUGUUCUAGCACAAGCAUUUUGUUCUGAAAGGGAAAAGGUUUUUUUGUUUGUUUUAUUUAAUUUUAUUUUAACCAGAAAAAAGAAGCCGUCCUUUUUUUUUUUUUAGUCAAAAGUGUGUUUUUAUAGCUCAAUUUCUUUUCCUAUUGUUAAUUUAAAAUUUUGUUAGAAAAAAUAUUUACUCCAACUAAGGGGUUUAUUUUGGGCUAGAUUUUUUAAGUUAGCGUCAAUGAAGCACACUUCAAUGAUAACUAAAUAAGUGUUAGUACUUAUUUUUAUUAUUAUUAUUUAUAUAGCGCCAGCAGAAUUCCGUAGCGCUGUACAAUGGAUGGACUAACAGACACAUAAUUGUAACCAGACAAAUGGACACACAGGAACAGAAGGGUUGAGGGCCCUACUUAAAUUGUGUGGGAAAACUCCCUUCAAAAGGUUAGAUGCCAUGAAAUAUUUAAAUAGAGCUUUCUUGUAAUUUGGCUGGAAGAGUGUCAUGAAAGUUGUACUUCAUUUUAGAAAGCAGCAUUUGAAAAAAACAAUUAUAUUUUUUUUACCUAUUGGUAAAAGAAAAAUCUGCUGCUUUCUUCCUAUAAAUAGGUAGCUAUAGAAAUAGUCUCCUCUUGCCCCAGCCUCUGCAUCUUGCAAUGAAAAAUUUAAAAUCUCUCUUCUUCUCUCUAAUUUACUAGCCCCAGUGCAUUAUCACUGUCUAACAAUGUCUUGACAAUGAUGGAUCGUUGGAGCAGGCACACAACUUGCAAUUAGUAAAUGUGAUGGGAAUUGAAUUGUAGCAAAGAGGUUUAUUCACUAAACACCAUAUCGUGGUGACUUUGAAACUAACUUGAAAUAUUUAUUCCAGAAGAAGAAAAUUCUCAAACUCGCCAUAGUCACAGUUUGGCUCUUUUAGCCUAAAUUUAGUUUUUAAUGCACUAUAAUAAAUAGUAAAUAAACCCCAUUGAUUAAGCAAUGAAAUCAGUCAACCCUUCUAUUAUUAUCAUAAAGAGUGCUAAACGGUAAAUUAAAAAAAAAAAAAAAAAAGGUUGCACAAAAGUAGUGAAAGUUGCAUUGUGGCAGGGUUUACACCUGUUUUGUGCAUAGACAUAAAAAAAAUAGAAUGUGAUGGCAGAUAAUAACCAUUCGGCCCAUCUAGUCUGCCCAAUUUUCUAAAUACUUUCAUUAGUCCCUGGCCUUAUCUUACAGUUAGGAUAGCCCUAUGCCUAUCCCACGCAUGCUUAAACUCCUUUACUGUGCUAACCUCUACAACUUCAGCUGGAAGGCUAUUCCAUGCAUCCACUACCCUCUCAGUAAAGUAAUACUUCCUGAUAUUAUUUUUAAACCUUUGUCCCUCUAAUUUAAGACUGUCCUCUUGUUGUGGUAUUUUUUUCUUCUUUUAACUGCCCCCCUAACUGCCCAUAUUGGAGUUCCGGUUGAAAAGUAUUGGUAUAGAAUAUUUGAUGUAUAUUUAGAUUAUUUGUCUAGAUCUAAUAUCCAAUCAUUGGUGAGCCUUCGCCAUUGCUUGGGAUCGAGCCAUAAAUGUGGACUUUAUUUAAAAGGGACACUACAGUCACCAAAACAAUGUAAUGCUUAAUGAAGGAGUUUUGGUGCAUAAAUCAUGCCACUGUUGCCUCACUGCUCAAUCCUCUGCCAUUUAGGAGCUAAAUCACUUUGUUUAUGCAGCCCUAGCUACACUUCCCAGCACAUGACUUACACAGCCUGCCUAAACACUUGUAAAGAAACAUCUAAUGUUUAUACUUCCUUUAUUAAAAAUUAUGUUUACUUUAGAAAUUCUUAUCUCCUGCACUGUUAAUAGCUUGAUAGACCUUGCAGGAGAAUCCUGUAUGUCAUUAUAAUGUGAAUUUACAGAGCAGAUAAAAUCUUUGAAAGUAAGUUAAGAUCUGGUUGAAAAUUAAACCAUUUUGUUUUCCUGCAGGCCCUUUCAGUCACAGCCAGGGGAGGUGGGGCUAGGGCUGCAUAGACAGAAACAAAAGUGAUUUAACUCCUAAAUGGCAGAGAAUUAAGCAGUGAGACUUCAGAGGCAUGAUCUAUACACAAAUAGAACUUCAUUAAGCUAAAGUUGUUUUCGUGACUAUAGUGUUGCUUUAAUUGAACAUGGCUAGACUGGACUUAAGUUCAAGUUACGAACCUGCCAGAUGCAUUUGCAAACUACCCUAGUUUUUGUUUACUAGCCAAGAUUGCAUACAUUCUGAGGGAUUUAAAUAAAUGGCAGCAUAAGUAUUGGGCAACUGCUGGGUUAAAUAUACCAUUCUAUAUUAUUUACUACAUCCAGGAGACUGCUUUGAAUUGGGCUUGAGGUCGGAUUACAUCUGUUCUUCUUUUGCCACGUACUAUACUUACUAAAAGCAGCUAUUCAUGGGAAAAAAGAGUUUGUCACCAAAAUGUUUAACUGUGCAGGGAGCUCAUGGGGGUUUUAUUAAAUUGGCCAAAAUUGUUGCCAGCCUGUGUCUCUACUAUCGUGCCUCUAGUUUAUUAGAUUUUUAUCAUCCACCGUCCACUCCAGAGAAACGUGCAAGUUUUAGUUUAUCUUCAGCUCUACGAUAACUGAGUUGACUACCCAAGAUCCAAAUCUGCUGAAAUCUCAUUGGCAUUAUUAAAGGGACACUCCAGUCAUUUAAGGUUCUAAACAUGCCUAUUGUACGUUUUUAUGUAUUUUCCAUGAACCAUUUCUGCAUCUUUUGUUCCUCAAACUGUGGAUGACUUCAAGGGACAAUAUCGUCACCAGAACCACUGCAGCUUAAUGUAGUGGACCUGGUGCCUAUAGCAUGUCCCUUCAGAAAAAGGGCAGUGUUUACAUUGCUGGCUAGUAAAACCUCUGUAUGUCACUUAGCUGGCCACUAGAGGUGUUUCCUAGUCCAAUGCUACACAGUAUGCAGCAUCUACAUUUAUCAUCUCUACACCUUGCAUGGAGACUCUGAACGCUCCCUGUGUUAGACUGUGCAUGCGCAGCAGCCUCCCAAUACUUUCCUGUGGGAAAGCAUUAGAUUGGCUGAGAUCAUCAAGAUGAUGAUGGGGGGAGCCGUGGCAAGACUGAUGUGGAGAGGGAGUAAAGGUAUUUUUAAGUACUUUAUUUCUCCACAGAGAGGGGGGCUGAGGAUAUUAAAAGAUAGUCCAACACUAUUGUGUUAGGAAUACAUGUUUGCAUUUGUAACAUAGUGUUCCUUUAAACUGCCAUCUGUAGGAUUACCUUUCAGUUAUUAUGGUAUAGCAGUUUAAAAAAAACAAAACACGUUAAUGGUUAUGGUACAGCAUGCUCCAGGUGCCACUAUGUGUCAAUUUGUAUUAGAAUGGAUUGACACAAAUCAAGGUUUCCCCAGGAGCAAGUAGCAUGUGCAUUGGUCAUCAUAUUACUAUGUACUGUAGAAGUAACAUUCCUUCAUUAGCAAGCUCACUUUGAUUCAGAGAUUUAACUGACAUCCUCAGCCAGUUUUGCCGUCCAAACGUGGACAAAAUUGAUAUUGCUAAUGCAGUGUAACUUCCUAAGUGGCAGAGAGGACUAGACCAUAGGGACUCGGGGGACCUUGACUUGUGCCAAAUGGCUUGGGGGGUGGCACUGAGAACGUGCUUGCACCAUAACUACUGCAGCAGGAUUUAUUGAUUAUGGUUAAGUUGACAUAUUUAUACUCUAAAACCCUGUCUAGGUUUGGACCCAUUAUUUUUCUGUUCCUCAGCUCAAUCUCACUGAACGAUGAGUUGUGUCUGGUUGAUCACCAGCUUACAAAACUGAAGCCUGGCAACUUGAAAAAUAGCCACCAUUGCCUCCAAUCAGACAUGUGUUGAACUACUGUAGAAAAAAAAAAGCUUUGAGAUACCUACAGCUUUAUACCUGGUGUCUGACUCUUGUACCUGACUCGGACACAUUGACAUUAUCUAUACAGGAUAGAACAAGUCUACAUUUUAGAGUGGGAAUAGGAGGAAGCCUGCCGUGCUGAAUGAUAUGCUUCAAGCAGAUGGAUACAUUUGGAGCAUGAAUUAUGUAUUCAAUAAUAAUGCAUCAUGGGAAUUGUAGUACAACUUGAUGGAUUCAGAUGCCAUUACUGAUACCAUUUUUUUUCAUAUUUUUUUUUUUUUUUUUAGUUUUGCUGUUAAACAUUGGUCACUGAGUAAAAGUAAAAUCGAAUCAUUAAAAUUCUGAACACAUUGGAUUUCCAGCUGGUAAGGAGCUUGUAAUAAAAAUAUCUUGCUCUCAAUGGAUACCUGCCAAGUGUCCCGGAUUUCCAGGCACUGUUUCUAGAUUUGGCUCUCUAUCCAAUAUCCUGUUGUCCUGGCUUUUGUCUCAGUUUCUAUACAGGAAAUGUAUGUUUUUAUGCUACGAAGUUAAAAUAUAUUUCACUAUUAUGGUGUUGCUAAUUAGAAUAUUGCUUAGUACCUUUUACUCGAUUGUUUACCAAGCAGUGAAUCAUGGUGAGUUGACAAACAAAGAUGUAACACUGAAUCGAUUUUACAUUAUCAAUGUGUGGAAAACCGAACUUGCCAACAGUCCUGAAUUUGUCAGAACAGUCCAGAUUUUAUUGCAGCCCUCUUACAAAGCUCUAGUUGCUUUUUCAGGUGUUCUGCUUCUGGAUAUUUCUGCAUUGCUAAGUGCAUCCUUGCCUCUGUACUAGGCAGGAAUUACAAACAAUUCCAGCCUAUUGGCAGGUGUAUCGGUUGUGUCCUGCAUUUGGGCCAACCUGCCUGACCUUGUUAAUGUGCAGUCUAUAGGCCACCCAUGUCCUAUCAUGGCAUUAUCACUGACACAGAAUUGUACUUUCCAAAGCCAUACACCAACCAAUGAUGUUUAUUAUUUUAUAUUCGUAAUUACACCAAGCUGCCCUGUAUGCUCUGUAAUUUAUCACCGGUUGACCAAAUGGUACUAGUUGAUACCCUUGCCAAAUUAUAAUUUUGGGGCCCCAUGCAAGACUACACCCCAUUUUAUUCCAACACAUUGCUAUUUAAUGGUGCAUUUGACAGUUUUGGCCUCAAAGCAGUGCGUCCGACAACUUUAGAAUUGCUCUGCCUAACAUACACUUGUUCAAGUCACCAAACAUUCCUCUGCAAUUACAAGAGUUAAUCUGAAGUUUUUCAGACUGUGUAUGCAAUGAUCUGUGCUCUGUCUGUUCUCUGCCUUAUGUAUAUAUCUCAGAUCAAUGUGCCAAGUGAUAGGAAACAGAGCUUGAUGAUAGAUUUGCCCUCUAAGCCUUCUCGAUCUCAUGUGGCACCAAUUCCACUCCCUACAUUUGUAUGGAAAUUUAUUUUUUUUAAUGUAUUUUUUUUUUUAAAUAGAUAAAUAGGGAGAGGCCUGCUUUUAAAGAGAUAUAUAUAUAUAUAUAUAUAUAAAUUUUUUUUAAUUUUUUUUUUGCACCACUGUUGACAUGAGCUCUAUGCAGUGUAUUGCUGGGAAGAUUUUUUUUUUUUUUUUAAUAAAAGAGAUGCUGAUUGGCAUAGCGCUGCAUUUUGCUGCGCAUGUGCAAUAGCCUUCAAUGUUGGAUUGGCUAAGGUCAUCAAGUUUGAUCCCAGCCAUAGAGGCUGAGCCUGCUGCGACGUAGGAGAAAAGAUGAGUAAAAUCACCUUUUCAAAGCGAUGCCAGGGACCUAAAUAACCGUAGCAGGAUUAUAGUGUCAGGAAUACAUGUUUAGAUUUCUGACACUAUAGUGUUUCUUUAAUGGGCUCAGUUUUUUUUUUUUAUCCAAAAAAACAUCAAUUUAAGAUUAAAUUCAGGGUUUUCUAAAUAGCCCUUUAUGGCAUGAUACAGUGUGCCAUUACUCUGCACAUCGUUUUGUUUGUAUUAGCUCUGCACCAACAAUACAAUGUAUUAACAAUGUAUUCUGAAAUUAAAUAGAUUACUAUAAUCAUACAAAAAGUGCGUAAACAAGUAUUUUGCUCCGUGGGAUACAAGGAUAUAAUCAUCAGCAUUUUUCCAGCUCUGUAGUAACAUGCCAUUUUGUAUUAAUACUCUUCAUGUAUCAUAUUUUAUAUGAGUAAACAACGAAAUGUAUAAUAUUAAAAAAACAAAAAAAAAACUUUUCUUAGGUUCAGAAACUCUGAAAUAAUUUAUUUCUACAGCUCUCCCAGAAUUCCAUGCAAAAAAGCUGAGACAGCAUCGUCACUUUGCAGAUCUUCACUCUACCAUUCCAUAGGCUCCCUUCUCCGUGACCUGCUGUUUUAAACAAAGCUUUUUAUGGCAAUGCAUGGGUUAGUCUCUAAAUGAACCACUGCCCAGCUGUGUGAACCAGCUGCUUCAGCUCUUCGUAGCUUGUCAGCUUAGUACUAACUUUUUUUCAACAUAUAUUUAUACCAAUGCUGGGUUCUGUUUUUUUUUUUAUGACUGUAUAUUAUUAUUAUUAUUAUUAUUUUAUUAUUUAUAUAGCACCAGCAAAUUCCGUUGUGCUGUACAAUCGGUUAAAGAUGUCGCUUUUUUUUGUCAUUCACCCUAAUUCAUAGAGCAUGUUUAGAGAAAGUAUCAAUGAAAAAUAUAAUAAGCAUAUAUAAUUUUCCUGGUAAUUAAGAUAAAAAGAAAAACAUGUAAUUCACUUAGAAGGAGAUAUAAUAGUAAUUUAAGAAUGACAGCGGCUCUCUGCGAUAAUGGUCUGCAAUGAUCUGCUGAGCUUGGUGACAGCAGUCGGAUUAUAGACGUCUCAAUACCACCCCCCAUCCUACGGCGCGACUCCCCGGGCUGAGAGCCUUCCCCCCCAAUGCGGCCAGCCAUAAACAAGCCCUGCGCAUAUUAAGGACUUACAGUCCUAUUGGCUCCGAGCCAGCGGUAGGUGUAUAUCUAGUGACAUCGAAACGCAAGCAGCCCUUAGUAACAGUGGUAGAGACAUGGAGAGAGAGAGAACGCUAGGCAGAGAUAGACAGAAGGGGGGGGGGAUGUCUCCCUCUGGAAAGCGAGGGGGGGGGGAGCUCAGUUUGACAACACAUCUGCAGUCCAUCUGCGCCAGCACAAACCUGUUUCUUCCAACUAACUGAGGAAUCACAGUUUUGUUAAAUCCACAGAGGGGUGGAGGGGGAUCCCAUUCAGUUAGACCCACAAAAAUCCCAUAUCAAAUUCCACAGCCGCAUAUCCCUGACGGUAAGUUGGUUUUAAUUUUUUGGUCCCCCCCCCCUCUUCCCAAUUUAUUUUAUAUUUUUCUAUAGAGCAGUUCUCUCUGUAACCUCUUCAUGUCUUUUGGAUAUAUAUAUAUAUAUAUAUAUAUACUUAACACACUAUAUUUUAUAGUAAUCUGUAAAUAUGUAUAUAAAAUGUUGUGUAGUUUUUAGGUGCAACACAUUUUAUGUCGAUCUUAGACGAAUUCUUAAUUCUAUUCGGUUUAAAGAAUAUAAACCAUGUUAACAUCAGAAUAUUUUCUUUUUUGAUUUUUCGAUGUUUAAUUUUCCAAUUUCAUGUUUUUGGUUUGUUUCUUUUUUUUGUCUUUGUCUCUUUUUUUUUUUUUUUUCAUCCAUGGGAAAUUUGUGAAAUAGCCCAUUUUCGUAGGUCGGUUUAUUGUGUAUUUUGAUUGUGUGUGUAUUUUUUGUUGUUUGUAUAUUUUCCAGGUCUAUUCAUGGUGACGGUCAUGUUAAUGAAUAAUAAAUAAAUGCACAGUUCAUAUUUACAGUAAUUGGCUAUGGAACAUAUAAAGAUUCCGAAAUUAUAUUUUACUGCUUGUGAUGUCCAAAGAAUGCCAUUCAACUUAAUUUGUGUUACUAUGGGUUAAUAAGAAUGUCCUUGAAAAAAUUGUUAAUGACAAGAACACUGUGUAACCUACAGUAACAUUGUUGUCUGAAUAGAAACCCUAUGUAGCAAUUGUUUUAAUCACUUUGAAGAUUCCACCCCUCCUGGCUUUUUUCAGUCAUGAUUGCUCAGUCUUAUUGAUUUUGUCUAUAAUACCAUCAAUUAUUUUAGCAGGAUGCAGGAAAAUGCAGUAUUGUGUGAAGUUACCCAGAUGCCUCUUCUUCAAACAAUGUUUAUUUAUUUAAUUUUGUUUAUUAGUGUUCUGUACCUGUCUAGAGGUUAACCCCUUAAAGGGACACUCCAGGCACCCAGACCACUUCUGCCCAUUUGAGUGAUCUGGGUGCCAACUCCCAUCACCCUUAACCCUGCAAGUGUAAUUAUUGCAGUUUUUUAAAAACUGCAAUAAUUACCUUGCAGGGGUAAGUCCUCCUCUAGUGGCGGACAGCCACUAGAGGGACUUCCAGCUUCUUAAAACACAAAAAGAAGUGCAUGAGGACCUCCAGCGUCGCCGGAAUCCCCAUAGGAAAGCAUUGAAUAAUGCUUUCCCAUGGGGAGGUCUGAUGCGCGCGGCCAUCUCCCCCGCAAACGUCAGAGGGACAUCGGCGCUGGAUGCAGGUAAGUCACCGAAUGGGGUUUGAACUCCUUCAGCAACAUGGGAUGGGGGGUGGAAAGGAGGGGAAACUGCAGGAUUUUGCAGUGCCAAGAAAACAGAUUUGUUUUCCUGGCACUGGAGAGUCCCUUUAAGGACACAACUUCAGAAAUAAAAGGAAAUCAUGACGGAAAAUGUCCGUCAUGUGUCCUUAAUGGAUGUAGCCUUUGCUGAUCGUUGUAGUUUGCCAUCCAAUAGAAAAUGACAGAUAUAAGUCCCUAGUCCCUAAAUGGCAGAUUUAAAAUUUGUUGUGAAUGGUUGGAAAAUAGUUUAAUUUAAUUGGUGCUCGGGCCUUGUGCUUAAGUAUCGGAGAAACUGUAUAACCAAGAUGGCAGAUCAUUUUUUCACAGCUCAGUCAUGUGGAACAAAGGCUGUCACAAUACAGUCCGGGUAUUUAGUUAAAAAAUAUCAGAAUGAUUUACUAUCCAUGAAAUCACUGAUCAUUCCUUCAAAAUUAGGAGCCUUUGGAUGAAGGCUUACGCUCCACAGGUCCGUGGCCUGUGGUGGCUUCUCCCACUGGCCUGGCCAGUGGAGUUAUGGAUUUUUCUUUUCCCUGAUAUAUUGUUACACAACGCUAAACUCUUGGAUCUUUUACAGGGUUUAUGCUGUUACAUGGUUACAUAGCUGAAAAGAGACUUGCAUCCAUCAAGUUCUGACUUCCUCACAUAUGUUUUUGCUGUUGAUCCAAAAGAAGGCAAAAAACCCAGUCUGAAGUGCUUCCAAUUUUGCAACAAACUAGGAAAAAAUAGAUAUCUCCUUGGAUCAAGCAGCUAUUACCCCACUAGUUAUAAAUAAUAUCCCUGUAUGUUAUGUUUUUGCAAAUAUUUAUACAAUCUCUUUUGUUCUUUUGUUGGACCCUGCCUUCGGGCAUCCAGUCGAUACGCUGGAUGUAUUUAUGUUUUUCUUUCGUAUUAUAAUAAUUAAAACGUGUUAAUUACAAUAUAUAUAUAUAUUAUAUAUAUAAUCAGAAUGAUUAAUUCUUUUAGUGACCAAAUAUUAGACUUAAUGUGCUGCUUAGUUAGUUAGUUGGCUAUUUGUAUUUCCGAGCAGCACUUUCAAGUUUUGAAUAGGAUGCUUAAAUAACGGCAUAGACUGUCAUCUUAAAGGACCACUAUAGUGCCAGGAAAACAUACUCGUUUUCCUGGCACUAUAGUGCCCUGAGGGUGCCCCCACCCUCAGGGUCCCCCUCCCGCCGGGCUGGAUGGCGAGGAAAGGGGUUAAACUUACCUUUAUUUCAGCGCCAGGCGGGGAGCUCUCCUCCUCCUCUCCGCCUCCGAUCCUCCUCUUCGGCUGAAUGCGCAUGCACGGCAAGAGCUGCGCAUGCAUUCAGCCUGUCUCAUAGGAAAGCAUUCAUAAUGCUAUAUCAAUGAGACAGCCACUAUAUCAAUGAGACAGCCACUAGAGGCUUUAGAGGCUGCAUUAACCCAUUUAUAAACAUAGCAGUUUCUCUGAAACUGCUAUGUUUAUAGAAUAAAAAAAAAGGGUUAAUCCUAGAGGGACCUGGCACCCAGACCACUUCACUUGUUCUGUUAAAUAGAUCUCAGAAUUAGUUUUUGCAAUGUUGCCUAAGUAAACCAGUAUAAAUAUCCGACUUAUCAGUUUUUGUUUUUUGUGUGUCUAACCAAAAUGGAGGGUAAGUUUGUGCUAAGAGGAUGUCUGUGAUAUAAUUUAUGGGCUUAGGUUUUACUUUAAUUGGAAGAAUGUAUUGAUCUGUGCUGUGUAUAUCAAUGUAUGGACUUGGGCAGGGUUGUUCACCAAAGUGAAUUUCAAAUUUAAGGUCAAAAUAGUCACACAAGAAAAGUAAUCGAAAGUCAGCUGCGCUCUCAGUUCGGCUACUCUGGUCUUAAAUGUUAAAUUGACUUUAAAUUCAGUUUAAAAUCUCCCUUUAACGAAUAACCCUGCAAAGGUUGGGUUACUAUAGUGACCAACGAUCCUUCCUGCUAAACACACAUGGAAGGGAGAGUGUGGUGUGUGUAUUUAAUAGCGCACAUUAUAGGAACACUGACCUAUAUACUCUUAGACCUAAAAACCUAUAUAAAUAUUAGACAUUAAAGGAAUACACCUGGAUCAUUUUUCUGUUCACACAAAGGCACUUUUUAAAAAAUUAUUAUUUAUUUAUUUUUUUAGAAUAACUUAUUCAUUAGCAAGUUUGCUAAAUUUAAUAGGAUUUGCAAAACUGCUUUUUUUUUUUUGUGGCAGAACACUUCAAAUUUUGCUUUAAAUAUGUUAUUUUUGUACAUGGAAUAACCCAUAUAUAAUAUAAAAUUAUGAAUAACAACAAUGCUGAGAGGUGCACUUAAUAUGAAACCAACAUCUUUUGUGGUGAUGCCAGUUCCACUUUAUCCUGUUGUAUCGGUCUGUUCUUAUUGUACAACGCUGUGUCUUUCCCAGUUGUACAGCGCUGCGGAAUAUGUUGGCGCUUUAUAAAUGCCAGUAAUAAUAAUAAUCUUACCCAAGUACAUUCUAAAGUAAGGAAUGCAAUAUACAAAUAUAAGACACACUGUCCUUCACUACACUUCUAAGUGAUGGCACUGCUCUCAUCCCAAGAUGUGCACUAAUGGGCACUCUGGCAACUUUUUGCAUAAUGACACACAAAUGUGUAUGCACCAGUGAAUUGCUCUUAUGAGCUCUACAUGCUCAUCAAUCCCCAUGAAUUGACAUGCAAUGCAUCAUGGGAUUCAUAAUAAUUUACAUUGUAUGCCAAGACAUGACUUGAUCGCCAUGUGAUUGUAUAAAUCAGAAAAAAAGUAUAAAUCUAAAGAGCACUUAAAGGACCACUAUAGUGCCAGGAAAACAUACUCAUUUUCCUGGCACUAUAGUGCCCUGAGGGUGCCCCCACCCUCAGGGACCCCCUCCCGCCGGGCUCUGGGGAAAGGAAGGGGUUAAAAUCUUACCUUUCUCCAGCGCCGGGCGGGGAGCUCUCCUCCUCUCCGCCUCCGAUCCUCCUCUUCGGCUGAAUGCGCAUGCGCGGCAGGAGCUGCGCGCGCAUUCAGCCAGUCUCAUAGGAAAGCAUUUACACAGUGAGAAGCACACAAACGCUUCUAGCGGCUGUCAAUGAUACAGCCACUAGAGGCUUUAGAGGCUGGAUUAACUAACUUAUAAACAUAGCAGUUUCCCUGAAACUGCUAUGUUUAUAAAAAAAAGGGUUAAUCCUAGAGGGACCUGGCACCCAGACCACUUCAUUAAGCUGAGGUGGUCUGGGUGCCUAGAGUGGUCCUUUAAGUCAGAGAGCAAAUAGAUUAUAGAAGGUAUCUGUUAACACAGGACUGCUGGCUUCCUGUUAUUGUCAUGGAAGACACGAUUAGACUAAUAUUGCGCUGCGGAAUUAGUUUGAGCUAUAUAAAUACUACUACUACUACUAAUAAUAAUAAUAGCAUGCGUGUAGAAUAUAGCAAGUGGGCCAUUUUGAUAUGUUAUGGGAAUCAGAAAGAGAUGUAUACAUUCUGCAUUAUAGGAUAAAGGGAUAUGUCACGCGUGAAGACGUGACUCAAUCCUUUUUUCUUUAUUUAGAAUUGCAAUUCAUGUAUUCUCGCUCAGCAAAGAUUAUAAUGUAUUUUUUAUUAUUAUUGCAAUAGCUCAAUAAUCGUAUAAUUUGGGGAACCCCACCCCCACCCCCUUUGCUUAAAUUUGUCCUUGUUAGCCAACCAUAAGCAAACACUAACAUUAAAAUGAGAGAAGUGCAUUGUUAAGGGAUGAGAUCAGUUGAUAAAGAAGGAGAUAUCAUAGACCUCUGUAGGCUUUGUUUGUGUAGUUCAUACCCCUUAACUGCAUAUCAAUGGUCUGCUUAAUCUCCCUCCAUUAACAUUCUCAUGGCUGAGUUAACCCUUUGAGAGCCCGAAAGCUAUUCAGCACAUCUCAAAGCAAGGCAUUGCUCAUUGCUCUGUCUAAAAGAAGGUUAAAAAGGACACUCCAGCAUAAUGUUUCCACGUUAUUUUUAACACAUUACUGGAAACUUAAUGCUUUAAGAUGCUUUUAAAAUGAGAUCUCUACCGCUUAGCCUACAUGCUGUGAAAGAAGGACUUUGUCCAUUUUGAUGUAAUGUCUGAAACCUGUGUUGUUCCAGCACAGAUCCCUGCCAAGGCUUCCCUGUGGGGCAUCACUCAGACUGAACGUGGUACCAAAUGGUGAUGAUAUAGGGAAAUAUCUCUGCUCAGGUCCCUUUUGCUUGUAUAAUAAUUCCAAAUAAGACCCCGGACACCACCUAAACCACAUGGUUGAUCACUAAACCGGGUAACUUUAGGAAUUUGACAAGGAAAUGGCAAUUUGUACACCAAAAUAGUUCUGAUGGGAAAUUAGGCGACUUGGAAGAUUUAUCAAAACUAGCUAAUUUGGCCUAAAAUUUUCUUUUCUGUUUCUUUACAGUUCCCUGUUUAUCGAAUGUACCGUUAUAUUGACAAUUUUAUUUAAAAAGACACAUUAAGUAAGAAAAUUUAAAUAUCUAGUCUAAUGUCUCUGCUAAAUACAAUGUUGCCGUAUUACGCAAGGAACUGUUCCUUGCAUUUGUGGCUCUGUUUUGUUAUGUUUUUUUUGUUGUUUUUUUUUAAUACCCUGCUGUCAAAAUAAUUUCAUGGGAAUCUGGGGGUGGAAAAAAAACCUGUUGAUACUCUGAACCCACUCAGACUCCUGUUAAAACCCUGUGUGGAUUAUGGGAAGGAGGAGGGAGAGAAAGCGCUUUGCCAUUGUGCAAGCAACAGAUGUGCUCCCUGCCUCUAACACAUGCCCUCUUUCCCCCAUCUGCUCCCAACACCAGGUGCAGCCUCUGUUUACCCAUAAUCCCAUUCACUAGUGCUCAUCCUUCUUCAUUGUCCCUCUAGUAAAUUAGCAUUACAGUUCAGGCCCCCUCCUCCUCUGUCCCUAGGCUGCAGGUGACUGUCAUAGUAUCAGCUGUUCUCUGACUCUUGAAUACUACGGCCAUACCGGGAGGAGGGAAGUACAUUUUUGGCCCAUUUAUUUAUUUCCAAUUAUGGAAGUGAACUCCAAACAUAACUUGCAGGGUGAAGCAUGAUUUAAAGUACAUUUCAAAUGUUGUGCUACGAUGGUCAAACUGAAAAUAUAAUGGACGUUUGAGAAUUUCUCCAGUUUGUUUAUAGCCUAAAAUUAAUAUUUUAUAUUGUGUUAUUGUUAUUUUACUAUUAUGUUAUUUUAUACACAGUUCUGGAUGGGUAUGUACCUGGCAGCCUCUGUUACUCGAACAAAGAUACUCUUAAACAGGACUGCGCAAUUGUAUCUGGGACUGUUGGGAGGUAUUAUCAAUUGUAAGGUUUAGAACAACGCAGAAGAUGCUCCUAUUUUAAUUACUGCUAUUCUGGAUUCAUUAUGUCUCAUUGAAUUAACCUUUCCUACUGUUGGUAUUGUUACCUUCCCUUGAACAGUAAUACAUGUUGUGGGGUGAUAUGUCUAAUACCUAAAGGGGAAAAAAAAAAAUCAACAUUGUAUUAUGCUGUACAAAUUCUAUCCUCAUAUUGUUAAAAUAUAACAUGGCAAUUAAAAUAUAUUUUAGGCAGGUCGCUGCAUAAACACAGGUAAUGUAUAUGUUUUUAGAGGUGUGCGAACAGGUGUUGCUGGGGGAAGGCUAAGGGGACUGAAACCCCAGAUGUAGGGGUAUUUAGCCCUGUAUCUCAAGGCAUCUAUUAUAAAAACAAAGAUCAGUAGUAUGGUGCCCUGCCAGGCUACUAAGGAGUAGGGGGUAGUGCCCCCCGGGUUAGUAUCAAGAAAGGACGCUGGGGAACAGAACUUUGUUGCACCCCCCUACUGGUUAGGUAGUGUGGUGGGACCUCUUUAAGUUCCUGGCUGUGCAGCAUGUGCAUGUGUCUGACUGUGCUUUCAUUGAGAUAAUGGAGAGCUUCAGCAGCACACCGUUCAUGGGUAGAGAGGACGGGCCAUGAGAAAAACUGGCACUCCUUUAGGACUUGAUACGCAAACAUUAUAUACUUGAAGCUAGUGUCAGUUUAAUGAUUCAUAUUAUAUACAGGGAGUGCAGAAUUAUUAGGCAAGUUGUAUUUUUGAGGAUUAAUUUUAUUAUUGAACAACAACCAUGUUCUCAAUGAACCCAAAAAACUCAUUAAUAUCAAAGCUGAAUAUUUUUGGAAGUAGUUUUUAGUUUGUUUUUAGUUUUAGCUAUGUUAGGGGGAUAUCUGUGUGUGCAGGUGACUAUUACUGUGCAUAAUUAUUAGGCAACUUAACAAAAAACAAAUAUAUACCCAUUUCAAUUAUUUAUUAUUACCAGUGAAACCAAUAUAACAUCUCAACAUUCACAAAUAUACAUUUCUGACAUUCAAAAACAAAACAAAAACAAAUCAGUGACCAAUAUAGCCACCUUUCUUUGCAAGGACACUCAAAAGCCUGCCAUCCAUGGAUUCUGUCAGUGUUUUGAUCUGUUCACCAUCAACAUUGCGUGCAGCAGCAACCACAGCCUCCCAGACACUGUUCAGAGAGGUGUACUGUUUUCCCUCCUUGUAAAUCUCACAUUUGAUGAUGGACCACAGGUUCUCAAUGGGGUUCAGAUCAGGUGAACAAGGAGGCCAUGUCAUUAGAUUUUCUUCUUUUAUACCCUUUCUUGCCAGCCACGCUGUGGAGUACUUGGACGCGUGUGAUGGAGCAUUGUCCUGCAUGAAAAUCAUGUUUUUCUUGAAGGAUGCAGACUUCUUCCUGUACCACUGCUUGAAGAAGGUGUCUUCCAGGAACUGGCAGUAGGACUGGAAGUUGAGCUUGACUCCAUCCUCAACCCGAAAAGGCCCCACAAGCUCAUCUUUGAUGAUACCAGCCCAAACCAGUACUUCACCUCCACCAUACUGGCGUCUGAGUCGGACUGGAGCUCUCUGCCCUUUACCAAUCCAGCCACGGGCCCAUCCAUCUGGCCCAUCAAGACUCACUCUCAUUUCAUCAGUCCAUAAAACCUUAGAAAAAUCAGUCUUGAGAUAUUUCUUGGCCCAGUCUUGACGUUUCAGCUUGUGUGUCUUGUUCAGUGGUGGUCGUCUUUCAGCCUUUCUUACCUUGGCCAUGUCUCUGAGUAUUGCACACCUUGUGCUUUUGGGCACUCCAGUGAUGUUGCAGCUCUGAAAUAUGGCCAAACUGGUGGCAAGUGGCAUCGUGGCAGCUGCACGCUUGACUUUUCUCAGUUCAUGGGCAGUUAUUUUGCGCCUUGGUUUUUCCACACGCUUCUUGCGACCCUGUUGACUAUUUUGAAUGAAACGCUUGAUUGUUCGAUGAUCACGCUUCAGAAGCUUUGCAAUUUUAAGAGUGCUGCAUCCCUCUGCAAGAUAUCUCACUAUUUUUGACUUUUCUGAGCCUGUCAAGUCCUUCUUUUGACCCAUUUUGCCAAAGGAAAGGAAGUUGCCUAAUAAUUAUGCACACCUGAUAUAGGGUGUUGAUGUCAUUAGACCACACCCCUUCUCAUUACAGAGAUGCACAUCACCUAAUAUGCUUAAUUGGUAGUAGGCUUUCGAGCCUAUACAGCUUGGAGUAAGACAACAUGCAUAAAGAGGAUGAUGUGGUCAAAAUACUCAUUUGCCUAAUAAUUCUGCACUCCCUGUAUGUGUGUAUUUAAAUUUUUUUUUAUUGACUUUCUCACAUCUCCAGGUGGUAUUUUGUGUUGUCAGCAGAGGCAUGGGGGUCUGAGUAUCUUCUAGACAGAUCUUAGAUGUCCCACCUGGAAUCUGCUGAAGCAACUCUCCCAGCUUGGCGGUUACAUCCCCAAGUAUUCCUUUAACCACAGGCACGACUAGGAUCCCACUUCUUGUCUAUGAAUGAUUUCUUCCAGUAGCCUACUUGUCGUCAGAUUGCCCUGAUCCCAUAGCAUCUGAUGUGGACCUGGUUUAUCCGUCCAAGCCAGCAGGAUUCUGGUUUUACUUUUGUUUUUGACAUAGCCGACCAUAUAUUGUUAUCGUCGCCUAUUGUCAAAUCUGGCCCUGUUCAUCAAACCCGUAAGACACAUUUUUCUGGGCAUACAUAUGUAGAAUUUAUAAUGUAGGACUACAUUAAAUAUGUUUUAUAAACAUUCAUAAUACCAGCAUGCAACCUUGACAAUUUGGCUCUUCUAUUUUUCCUCUGCCAAUGGUUGGCAGAGAAUUCUGGGAAAUGUAGUUCAACAUCUGGAAUGGCUGGCCACACAUAGCAGUAGUUAAAGAGAACAUAUGGCCCACAUUAAGUGCCCGCAGUAAGCUUGCCAAAUUUCAUAAGGUUCCUGGUGAUGCAUACAGAACUUGUAAGGUCUUCUCUUUAUUUAAGCUAGAAUGUGGUUUAUUUUAUGGGACAGUGAAACAUGUUAAAUAGAUUAUACAGGGCAUGAAGUGGAACUAUAAUUGAAUAAGAAAAUGAUUAAAUAAAUUGAUUAGGUGCACGAAGAAACGCGUUGUACAAGAUGGCCACGGAUUUAUUUAUUUUUCGCUGUGGGAGGUUUUAUUAAUUAUUAACCACAAACCUUUAUUAUUUUAACCCUACCGCAAUAAUUUAUUUAUUUAUUUGGGUGCGACUCCCUCCCCCGCCCUCUUCUUGCCUUAUUAUAUUUUACCGGAUCAAAUGAUUCAGUAACUUAUUCUUGGGCCAGAUGGCGUGUUUUUCUCUUGAUUCCGGCAUUGACAAGGUUAACUCCGCAGAGGAGAAUGUUAGCUUGGCACAAAUGGGAAACAGAUGGAGAGUGGUUUCACCACAACGCUUAGAGAAAAACACAGUCAGGACUCUUGGAAACUUGGAGCCAGUGAUCGCCAGAUGUAAGCUUGUAUCAAUUUGUGAUUGGGUUUGAUAUUGUUGGUUUAUAGUUCUGUUUCCAGGGUCGUAAAAGUAUUUGUAAAUGAUUUACCAUAAGUUGUGCGUUGGAUUCAAGCAAAAUGAAUAAUGUUUAUAAUAUUAUAUGAAAAUUUGAAUAUGGGAGCUACUAUGUGCUUGAAAGUUUUGGGAGAGCUAUUCCCUUCCUUCUUGCCUUCGCAGUUGCUCUCUGGCAAAGUCUAGGAUGUGGUGGGAAACAAACAGGCUGUGAAGGUUAGAAACCAUGGAGCAUAUUCUUCCAUGCAGGGAGGGGAUGAGGGAACAUGCUUCCUGCAGCUGGUACAGAGGAGAAUCACGCACACCAGAUGGCUCCCCAUGCUGAUAAAGUCAUGAAACCAGUUGUGUGACCUUGCAGUUGUAUGCUGUGGCUUUAUAUAUGCUAUGUUGUAACAGUGCAUUUUAUUAAAUACCCUGUGGCUGGAUGUACUGCAGAGCACUGGAUGGUAUGUUAUCUCUAGUUUAUACUGUACCUCUUCCUUCACAGUUACUGGUGACAAGAGGAUACCAGCGAUGCCCGGUUCUCCCAUGGAAGUGAAGAUUCACUCCAGAUCCUCUCCUCCGAGCAUGGCUCCUCUGCCACCAGUGAACCCCAGCGGGCCCAGGCCUGUCUCCUUCCCACCAUCAACACGUAUGUCAUCUCCAUCAUCUUGCUAUAAAUCAGGGGAAAGUGGCCAUUUAUAUUUAGGCUAAUUAAGGGUUGUCAGACUGAUAGAUUAAUAAUAUCUGUAGAGUAAUCAGUGCAGUUCUCCUGCCCUAAGUAUUAGCCCUUGCACUGUAUUUUUUUUUUUUUUUUUAAUUACAAUGCACCCCAAAUAUUCAAUAUUUACUAAAUACCAUUUAAUUCUGAUAUAUAAUAUUACGAUGCAGCCAAUAGGAAAUAAUAACUGCCAAAGGGGAAGAAUUCACAGACAAGUGUGCACAUAUGUGAGUGUCUAUGAAAGAGACCGUAAACAUUGCACAAUUAUUAUUAUUUUUUUGGAUAAUACAGGCAUCAGCAUGGUAUUAAAAAUGCAGUAAUAAAAUGUUUUAUUCCAAUAAUAAUAUAAAAAAAAUUUAAAAUAAAUAUAUAUAAAAUAUAACUGCAAUCUGAGUGCAGAAGAAAGAAGGGGAUGCCUUGCCUGAAUCUUUUAGUACACUAGGCGAUGGAUGCAAUAUUAAGACAAUAAGUUAGAUAAAAGAUUCUCCACUGCUGUGCUUGGUUUUGCUGAGAUGCUUGACAGGUUUAGGUUACUUAGUCUGGGUUAGUUAGUUUCAGUGUUGAUGCACACCUUGAUGCUACCUUUAUGGGUGUCCAUAUUGACUGCUGUGUACAGAACAAGUUCCAGUGAGAAGUGAAGUUUUUUGGCGCACCCUAGUGUCUCUUUUCUAUUAUGACCACCUUUCACCCUGUGCUUAUUGUGCUCUGCCAUUUACAAAUGAUCUCAUACUCUCUGCUGUCUCGUAUUGUCCCUGUCCCGAAUGAGCUAUGUUGUACCUGCUGCUGGCUCUUAUUGUUAUACGCCGUCUAUUUGUUGUCACUAGCACUAUACAUCCAAUUAAUUCUGUUGUUGUAUGGCUUUUUUGUGUGUGUGUAUUUGUGAUUAGCUGUCCAGUAUCUGCUUUGUUGUUGCUCGUCUUUGCUAUCUUUUAAUCACUCAUAUCAUCAAAAACACAUUUUCACCUUGUUGAGCAUAGUCUGUUUUUUGCAUCUUAUGUCCUAGCUUCUUAGAAACAUAGAAUGUAUUGACAGAUAAGAACCAUUCGGCCCAUCUAGUCUGCCCAAUUUUCUAAAUACUUUCAUUAGUCUUGUAGUUAGGAUGGCCUUACGCUUAUCCCACGAAUGCUUAAACUCCUUUACUGUGUUAACCUCUACCAUUUCAGCUGGAAGGCUAUUCCAUGCAUCCACUACCCUCUCAGAAAAGUAAUACUUCCUGAUAUUGUUUUUAAACCUUUGCCCCUCUAAUUUAAGACUAUGUCCUCUUGUUGCGGUAGUUUUUCUUCUUUUAAAUAUUGUCUCCUUCUUAGAGUUCAAGUCAUCCCUGUGUCCACACUGUGCUUUAUUUCAUAUAGUUACUUUACCUCUCUUGUCAUUUCUGUGGGCUUACUUUUUUCCUUUUGCAAUGGCUCACUGCCAUGUUGUCAUGCAAACUCCUUGUUAACCUUGAUCAUAAUCUGGCGCGCUUCCUCUAGAAAUGACGUUAUUAUUUCAAAAUUGUUUCUUCCUGCCUUAUAUCCUGUAAACAAAUUCUCAGUCUUCCAAAAGUUAUUUUCAAUGUUGUUAACAGUGGACAUAAUAAUCUUUCUUGCUUUUUUUUAAAUCAUUUAUUUAUAGUCACCAAUGGUAUUAAUCACUCUCCGCCCUCCCUGAAUGGAGCUCCUUCUCCUCCCCAACGUUCCAGCAACGGUCCUUCGUCUUCAUCCUCCUCUUCACUUGCCAAUCAGCAGCUCCCUGCCACCUGUGGCGUCAGACAACUGAGCAAACUUAAAAGGUUUCUUACGACCUUGCAGCAAUUUGGCAAUGACAUCUCCCCCGAAAUAGGAGAGAAAGUCCGAACUCUUGUCCUGGCCCUGGUGGUAAGUUCACGGCAACGGGUGCAAACAGUUUCUCUUCUAAUGGUUAUUGACCUAAAAAAUAUGAAGCUAUUAAAAAGCAUAUAACUUCAUGGAGCAACUGGGGAAAAUAUUCAAGUUCCAAACAUAUUUUACACUCAAAUGUAAACUUCUGUGACAUCUGAGCAACUACAUUGGAAUGAUGAAAUGACUCUGCAGGGUCGGAGACAUUAUCUUCCCAGAGUUACAGUUAUAUAUCUGGUCCUGUCAUGGUUUCUGUUAUCUCAGCAAACCUCCCAAGUGGCCCUAUGUACAAAGGACAGUCUCUCUGCCAUCCAAAUCCAUCUGUCAUUUGUUCCCAUGCUGGAGUGCCAUUCUAAAACAACCCCCUCCCCGCCCCCCCAAAAAAAGAUUCUGCCCCUAAAGAAAUCUACUUGCAAACAUGUCCCUUUUUCUGCACUUUAAAUUUGAGGGACCAUGAUCUACAGAGUACUCUAAUUUUAUAUUGUUUUUUUUCCUUGCCAAAAAAAGGACAACUUUGCUUGAAGCAGAGGUGUAGUAGUACUACUUGCUAAAUACUGUAAAAGCGGUUUCUAAAACAGAUGGGGCUCGUAUUUUUUUUUCCAUUCCUGUAGAGUGUAGGAGUCAGACACACAUAUUGAAAAGUCAUCUUGAUUUUUGUAGGAACCAAAUUAGAGAUAUUUCAAGUACUGUAAAAGUUCCCAAACUAUUAUACGCUUAGUCACCAGAGUUGCUUCAAUGCUGCAUUUUCAGCUUAAUGAGGAACUUUUGUACAAUCAAAUCACUACCUAAAUGUAGGCUAUUAUUAUUAUUAUUAUUAUUAUUAUUAUUAUUAUUAUUGCAAUAGCAUUUACUGGUUUGUUGGAACAGGUAUUGUCAUUUCCACAUGGUAAUAGUUCUGCCUUAAGUGAGAAUGUAAAUCAGAGGAAAAUAGUUCUUUCAUAAAAAGUUCUAGUUAAGAAAAAAUUGUAUCUGCUUUGUCUUUGUCUUUCAUGGCAAGAAGUUAGUGAAAUUCUUUAAAAUUUCAAAGGGGUUAAAUGCAGCAGCAUAUUAAAGGGACACUAUAGACACUAGAACUACUACAGCUUAAUGUUCUUGUGUCUAUAGCAUGUCCCUACAGUCUUCUCUCUGAUAAAAGACAGUGUUUACAUUGCUGCCUAGUAACACCUCUUGUGGCAGUCACUCCGACAACCACUAGAGGUGCUUCCUGGUUUACUGCUGCAUUUUGUGCAGUGCCUACUUCAGCGUGUCCACGCUCUGCAUAAAGACGCUGAACGCUCCCCAUAGAGAUGUAACUGAUUCAAUGCAUCUCUAUGAGAAAAUACUAAUUGCUGCCACACAGCAUUUUGCCGCGCAUGCAGAAUAGCUGCCAUUGCUUUCCUAUGGUAAAUAGGUAGCCCAGCACUACAUGUUUGUAUCUAUAACACUAUAGUGUUCAUUUAAACACAAAUAAAAUACGUAAUAGGGAGAUUUUAAUCCUAUUCUUAUGUAAGAUGCCUUCUAAGUGAGCUAAGAGUUUUACAAGUUUUAGUGUAAAUAGGGCGUAAGACUUGCAUAAUGAAUGGCUUUUGAUUUCCUGCAGCUGGACGCAGAGCCUGGGAUUUUCCAGUUUUUUCUGCUUUGUGGCAUGUAUUAUUCUGUGUGCACGUGCAGAGGACGCAUUCCAUGGUGCUGCAUUAGGAAUUGCUAUUCCACCAGUUGAGAAGGGCUUCUUUAGGGGACACUCUGAUUCCCCAACACUCCAAGCUGAAUUUGUAAUAUCAAAUAAAAAGAGAUCCAGAUUAAAGCUUCUGAUUAAUGUAUUAGCCAUUCCAUUCAGUAUGCUAACUUCUUCUUCAGUAUAAAUUGUUCUGAGGCUACUUCUACUUCUGUCCUAGAAUGCAUUUUAGUGAAAUUUAAAAAACCCUUGGUUUUGGUUCCCUGUUAUAUUGCCCUUUAUUGUGAUUUAGAUAACCCUUAUUUUGGGUUCCAUGUUUAGAGCAGGGAGGAGAGAGGAAAUGUAAAAUGUUUUACUUUGUUUCCCAGUUUAUUCUGCACUAUUACUAAUCUCCUAUGCUCACGUGCCUUAGUCCUUCCCUCACUUGCCCUCAUCUUUCUUUUUAGAAUUCAACAGUGACCAUCGAGGAGUUUCACUGUAAGCUGCAAGAAGCCACCAAUUUCCCACUGCGUCCUUUUGUCAUCCCAUUUCUAAAGGUAAGUGAGAUGUUGAGAAAACUCAUCUACUCAAAUGUUAGGCAUCCUGACAAUUAAGGGCUAGGGCUGUAGUUUUAAGGUGUGGGGUUCCAUACUAUAAUAUGCUUUGGUCCUAUUUGAGAUGCUCACUAGAAAACAGGGACACACCACUGCCCCCCCAUGAAAACACGCAUGUAUUAUUAUUUAUGUGGGGUAUACCUACAAACAAUUCGCAAAAGCUGUAAAUAUUGAUUGCAGCCUUUGCAAGCCCUCCCCUUCUAAUCCCACCCAGACUUUCUGUGGCUGUCCAAUCACAGACUUUCCAAUGCAGAUCAAUGAAAAGUCUUUGCAAUUGAUGUCUCUUGAGUUUAGCUCCACUGAGCUAAACAAACCAGGAAGUAACAUGACUGGUUGUCUGAUUGACUGUCAUUGGGGCGUAACAAGGUUAAUUUAUAAAAGUGCCAAUUUAUAUUGAUAUCUGCUGUUUUUUUUUAAAUUGGGGGUGGGAGGGGUGGGUGAGAAGCAGACUCUCUUCACUCAUAAAGCACUUCUACAAACAAGUUGUGUGGAGUGUUCCCUUAUCUUUCUUCCUUAGCACCUCUCCAUCUUGCCAAACAUUAAAAGAAGAGUGACCGGUCUGGAAUCCAGGCAUUGGUCCUCAGCAGUUGAGUGGGAAGAGCUGAAUUUCUUUCUCUGGCAGCAAAUAUCUCUAUCCCCUUCCCUGUCAAGUAUUGCUCUACUUUAUUAGUCUAAAAGAGUCUAAAAGAGUGCUGGUGUGACAUUGUAUUUGUUAAGUCUGUAAUACAAAUAACCACUUUGGGAGCAUGGAAAUUAGAUCUGUUUAUUUGAGGAUCUCCUGCUUACCCAAAUGCCCCACGAGAUAUUGAUGGGGUUGUGGGUAUAAAAAGCUCCCAGGCCACCAUGAACCAGCUCAUUUCAUCUCAAAUUGUGAACGUAUAUGUAUAAUGUUUAUGAAAAUUAAUCCAUUAACACUUGUUUGCUCGAUGAGCUAACACACAAUGCGAAAAUUGCUGGGAAUUAGCAAAUCUCAAAAUUGAGGUCAGAAUAUCCAAAUAUAAAAAAAUAUAUUCUGUAUGUCAAUUCUGUCUUUUGACUAUUUUUGGCGUACAUUUAAAAUUCAAUUUGAAGUCGCUGCAAUUCUCCCUUAGUUGAAUAACCUUGCUAGUCUUUCUUCAUUCAUAAUCACCAGGUAUAUAGAUAAUUGGGGGUCAUUUAUAUAGUGUACAAACAGGAACAGGCUUCUUCACAUAAAUACCCAUAAUAAGAAAGAAAAAAAGAAAAUGUGGCUUAGAAAUUGGGAUAAAAUACAUUUUCUAGUCCUGAAAUGCUCAGUAAUCAUGCAAGCUAACCUCUUCAAUACUGCAACACAUAGUAAAAAUGUUAAGCAGAAAAAACAAAUAUACAAUAAAAGUGAAAUAAAAUGUUUUAUUUGUGUUGUCAAUGCCAUUCAACUAAGAACCGAGAAAUGUAAACUUUUGCUAAUGGGAAUGGGCUCCAAAAACUAUAAAAAUAAAGAAAAACAUCAUGGUCUGGUUUAGCUGUUUUAUAUAAUUGCAACAACUUUUUUUUUUUUUAUCUUCACAAAUGUUAAACCCCUCCUUUUGUGGAAACCCCAAAUGUGGCAAAACACCAAAAAUAAUUAAUUUUAAAUGCUUUGCUCACAACUUCCUCCAAGACACGGAGAUCAAAUUUCCUGCUCACUCCCUGCAGUUAGAAGAUUAGACAUCACGUUUGGUAUAGGAAAUGUAACCUCAAAACUAUUUAUUUUCUUGAUCUUGAUAAUUUCUGUUAGAUUUUUUUUAAAUUAAUUGUAAACAAGUACACUUUUGACGGCACUGCUUUAACAGGUGGAAAAGAAACUUGCUUCAGCGGGAAAAGAUUAAUAUUUUUUUACUGCUGCCAGUAUUUUACACAGUACUUGAACAGUAUUUAUGAGGUAUUACAAACUAAAUGUGACAGACUAAAAUACCUGAUUGCAUAAGGCAGACCAAGCUGCGUUUUCAACCUUAAAUUCCAUUAGGGUGGAAAAUAUGCAAAACACUAGCACAUUAGAAAAAUGUAAUUCCACAGAAUCAAUUCGUACAAAAAUAAAAAAUUUGUUCGGGACGUCCGAAAUUCUACGUGGUAAAUUUUCUGAUUAGUUCGUUCACUAAAUAUCCAUAUGGCGCUUCGGAGUUAGAGAACUCGGACGACCUGCAGAUCUCCCAAAGUUUGCAGGCCUCCCAGCUCAUUUGAAACUGAAUGCACAAGUCUAUGUAACCCAGAUAAGCAGUCAGCACUGUCAGUGUUGAUAGGUGAAGAACUGAACUAAGUAAAUAGUAUCAGUGACAAGUGAGGUAUAAUUGGGUGACUGUAAUCUGCUUUGAAGAGUUCGGUUUUGAUGGUUUUCUUGAUGAUUAAGAAAGAGAAUUGGAAGCAAGUUCAAGAGAAAUAGGGCUUAUUAAGAAAAGUUUUUGCAGUGUAGGAGAGAAUAGAUGACAACGGGGGAGGACAGCUAGAGGUGAAGGUAAAAAGGAAUGUUGCCUUGUAGGAGUAUAUCACAUAGUAAAGACCAAAAUAUGCUUAGAAGCAGAGUCAUUGAGGUCACUGUAUACAAAGGUAAAAAAUUUAAACUUGAAAAGGAGAGACAGAUGGAGGUAUGAUGAGUCAAGGUGAUGAGCAUUCCGGUAGAAGCAUUUUUGUGUAGUAGUAACAUUUUAGAGAAUAUAAAACUCAUAUGCAACAGUCCUCUGGAAUGUGGACAAAUUAUCACAUUGUAGUGCCCGGAACAAUGGGAUAAAGACAAAGCCAACCUGUUGACAUUUUAACAUUGACGGGUUAAUUUACUACUUGCCAGAAAAACUAGUAUAACACAGGAUAUGAUUUGGGCUUAAAAGAUGCAUGCAAUUUACUUGCAUGGUUCGUGGACUUUCAGCGUUUGUUUUGACUGGGAGAUAUGCAGUUUGCACAAUACCAAGCCAAAACAUUGCAUCAACUUGCAUCAAGAGCAAGUAACAACAAACACUGAGUGUCAAAUGAAACUUGGAAGAAAAAGACUAUAUUUUAAUAAGGUCUCAAAGCCCACUAGUCCAAGAAAACAUUGGCCAAUGAAUGCCCGAUACUGUGGUCCUCAGCUAUAGAGCCAGAUGAUAAAUGAAGGAUAUAAAAGACGAUAAUGAGCUCCCAGUUUUUGAGAUGAUUAAUGCACAUGUACGUAUGUUGGUGGGCACAAACUUUUUGUUGCCAUGUACAUGCAUGGGUCAUGUGUAUGUUCAGAAUAUCUUCUGGCUAGUAGUAAAUUAAUUGAGCUUUCUAAAGUUUCAAAUGUGACUUUUUUGUGACACGCUGGCAGAAAACAAGGGGAGUCCCAAAGUUGAUGACAGCAUGCAAAAAGCAGAGCAAAGCAAAAUGGAAACUUCAAGUUAAGCAAUAAUAAAUACACACCUAUUUCUUUAUCAAUGACUGACCUAAAAAUGAUAAUUCUCCCUUUUUAAGGUCUCUAACUCAAAAUAGAAUGUCUUACUUCUUCAUCAUUAGUGUCUUUUUAUAGGCUUACUCACAUAACAUAAAUAGGACAAAAAGGCGUUUAAAGGUUGUCAGAUUGCUGUGAUGGAUAUUACAUUCACCGGUCAAAGGCCAUUUUAGGUUAGCCAUCUAAAUGUUCACUUUUUACAUUUAGUAAAAUAUACUGUGGAGAGAGAGAAAAAACAAUGGCGUCAUUAGUCACCGCUUACAUUAGCAAUGGUUGAUGGCAAAAAUGAGAGAAUAAACUAAUGUGGAGCACUUUAUUUCUUUUCAUUUAAAGGCGAACUUACCACUUCUCCAGCGAGAAUUGCUGCAUUGUGCCCGUGCUGCCAAGCAGACUCCUUCCCAGUACUUGGCUCAACAUGAACAUAUUCUCCUCAACACCAACACAUCUUCUCCAUCUGACUCCUCUGAAUUACUAAUAGAGGUCAAUGGAAAUGGAAAAAGACACAGUCCAGAGAGGUAAGUUACAAUGGAUGUUUUUCGUGGUGUAUUAGGCCUUUAAAAUGUAAGUGAGGGAUAUGUGACUGAGGACACAUACAGGUAUAGGAUUUUGGAUUAAUGUGUUCUGAAACGGUAAAGCACGUAUAAUUUUUCAUGGUCAAAGGCAGUGGUAAGUUCUUUUAAAGCAGUGGUUCCCAAACCAGUGCUCAAAGCACCCAUACCAGUUGAGGAUUUAGAGAUUAUCUAGCUGUGUCUAAGGUGUUUUAGAAAGAAAGAAAAAACACCUUAGACAGGGCUGGGUAAUCUCUAAAUCCUGGACCGGUAGGGGUGCCUUGAGGACUUAUUUGGAAACCACUGUGUUAAAGAGCAAUGCCAGGGGACAAGUCUGUAAACAGACAGGACAAAGAGAAAGGUUCCAUGUAUGUGACCCAACAUUCUAUUCAAAGGAUUUCCUUGGUAAGAGAGCCCAUGAAUAAAUAAGAUACUUUAAUAAUAAUGUUCAUAAACAUGGCAACUUGUAAUAAUAAAAAUUAUUAUUUGUAGGAGAGAAGAUAAUGUCUUUGAGAGAGACCCUCUUCCACCUGAACCUCCUGUUAAACGGGUGUGCACUAUCAGCCCUGCACCCAGGCACAGUCCGGCCUUGUCUCUGCCGCUUCUGAAUGCUACCAGCCAAUUCCACCCCACACCACCUCCUCUACAGCACUAUACUUUGGAAGAUAUACCUGGCUCACAACUGUACCGUGACAACAUGGGCAAAAUAGGAGACCACAGAGAUUUGAGAGAGCGUCACCAAAUCAUGGGUAUGAAGUAAAAGAGAGCUGUAAACAAAAUGGUAGUGAAUGUAAAUGAUGUAAAUGUAGCCCAAUGCAAUUUAUUUGUCCCCUGUUCACAGGUAUGAAUGGGAAUUUAAAUAAUAGCUUUCAAGAAGAGCUUGUGGAUCAUCGACUGACUGAGAGGGAGUGGGCUGAAGAAUGGAAGCAUUUGGAUCAUGUAAGUGUUUCUUCUCUUCUUCUCUUGUGCAAAUGUUUCAGCUUUAUUAAUUGUUAAACAUUAUAGCAACAUAUUGAUCAUGCAUUUAAAAUGAUCUGUUCCUGCUGAGCCAUUUUCUCAUGUAGACUCUAUAAUUAACAACAUGGCCACCCUCUCACAGGCGCUCAACUGCAUCAUGGAGAUGGUCGAAAAAACAAAGCGAUCCAUGGCUGUAUUACGAAGGUGUCAGGAAGUGGACAAGGAUGAACUUAACUACUUAAGGAGGAGAUGUAAUGAGUCUGCUGAGCUCAGGAAGGGAAGUGGCCACAACAGCAGACAACACAGUCCAACCAGCACAGACUCCGGAAGCAGUGGUGAGUCUUAUUGAAUUUAAAAUUCUGUAUAGUAAUUGGUCUUUUUGAACUCUGCUAUAUCAUUGAUGGAUAGCCUUUUGUACUACAGCUUUAAAUUGGUCUUUAUUUGCCUAUUUAUUUCCAUAUAUGUUUAUUUUUUUGUAAUUCUCCUUAGUUUAGGGAAACUUUAUCUUAAGUAGAGCAUGGUAUUUUGCAUUAAUUCGCAUUGGGCACCGUUUAGGCAACGUUGAGUUUCCAUUACCAAGCCACUUUACCUACAAUCCAUCAAUCAUAAAAAUUUGAUGGACUUGCCUUCCUGUGUCCCAGAUGUCCUCUCAUGAGGUCUGUUUCAGACUUCAAGAAACUGAAUGGGCCAAGUUUGUGACAAUCUUUGAGCUUGUUCAAAUCUUUAAAUGCACGCUCACAGAAGGGUAAACCACCAACAUCAUUGACAUUAACCGUUAAACAAGUCAAUGUAAUCUUCCUGCUUUUGCUCUUUUUCCCUCCUUUCAACUUUGUAGCAUUCAUAUACACCAGCAAACGGUUAUUUUCUCAAUAGAUGCUAUAUUGCUAUAUCUAGACUAUAAAUAUACACACACUCACACACUGUAACCCGGUUUUGCAGAUUCUCAGCGUGAUUUCGGCAGCAGAACAGGAGCAGGCUAUGUUACUGAUGAGAUCUGGAGGAAAGCAGGUACACGAUGUCUUCUAUCUUCUGGGGACAAAGCAGCCAGAGGUGUGAUAUGGCUGAGUGCGCUUAGUAGAGAGAAUAUAACAUAAUUAUGGGGAUAUCUUUCCAUAUCCGUAAUGAGGUGACAAUACAGCAGUAUUAAUGGUUUGGCAUAUGAAUACCAGACACCACUUCUAAAAUCAAUAUUAGUAGGGCCCCUAUAUCAUUAUUUCUUUUUUCUGUACUUUUACCAUUUACCUCUGUAAAUUACAUGCUAAGACAUGCAACUGAUUUCAGUUUUGUAAAUAAAUAUUUUUUUUAAUUAAAGGAAACCAAUAGUCCCAAAUAUACAGUAGUUUUUUUUUCAGGACUAUAUGCUCCCUUCUAUCAUUGUGACCACUGUCCACCCCACUUUUGCCAAUAAAAAAAAUAUAUAUAUUGUUAAAUAAAGAUUAGUAACCUCUUAUUCAGCACCCAAAUGAAGCCUCUGAAGAAAGUCAACAUGCCUUCUCCUAGAGAAGCAGUGGAUUGGAGAUAUGCAUGUGCAAGUAGACACAGUGCUCCUCCAAUUAAAUGUUGCUAGAAGCAGAAUUUGAUUGCAGGACCGAGUUUUGGUUCUAGGAGGCGGUAGCACCUCUAGCAGCUGUCUUCCUGACAGCCACUAGAUGUGUCAUUAUGUGUCAUUAAACCUUUAAUGUCGACAGUGCUACAAAAACAGCAAUGACUUGCAUAGAAGGGUUACAAUGGCAGGACAACUGCACCAAAACCACUUCAUUGAAAUUAAGUGUCUAGGUGACUUUAAUGGUUCCUUAAAAACUUUUAAAAUGCAAUAAAUGAGAAAUGUGAUAUUUCAAGGGAUAAUCUAUGCACCAGGGUGUGCCUAAUGUAGUAGUUCUGGUGUAAAGAGAUUGUCCCUGCAAACUCAGCAAGGCAAACUCUGAAGUAUCUGCAUGAAGACAUUGAACAUUCAAUGAGGAGAUGUUGAUUGGUGCAGCAUGACAAUUUUCAUGCAUGCACACUAGUCCAUGAAUAUUUCUCUAAAGCAUUGGAUAGGCUGACAUCAUCUGUAAUGAUGAUCUAAACCAGGGGAGGUUUUUCACCCACCUGCUAAUCAAUUCUUCUGCAUAGACUCUCUGCCAAUGAAUUGAUUAAUUCAAACCCACCCACAGGCAGUCCUUCUGCUCUCCAGCCAUAGCAACCACAGCACAUGCAAUGUGGUAGCUAGGGUAACUUCCUAGCUGGCACUGCUUGUGCUGGCUAUGGAGUUCAGGAACAGAGUGACUGACAUGACUCUGUUCAGACGCCAGCAUGCAGGCAACGAAGCCAGCAUGUCAGCAUCAUAGAAGAGGUUUGCACUCCUUGAGGAAUAGUCCCCAAGCAGGGCAAAUAAGUGAGCACGGACAGACCAGUGAUGGGUGUUGCAGAAGUGUAACAUCCACCUCGGUAAUAAGAUUGUGGUGGGGGAGCAGAGGGCCAGGUAAGUGGUGAUAGGUUCCCUAUAAAAGUUGAACAAUUUAAAGAUAAAAAACACUUUAAACUUAAUUUGUCACACAUGGAACUUAUUAGUCACUAAAGUACAAUACAUACAAUGUGUACACUAUCUUAAGUAGAUUUUAAAUGUUAUGUGGUUCAGCAGUUGAUUAUUUUUAAGUGCAUACUUCCCAACUCUUUUGUUUAGAACAUAUUUUCCAGCAUGCACCUUCUAGUUUUUUUUAUCUUUGAAAUAUAUCAGAACUGCUAAAAAAUUUUGAUGCUUUCCUGAUAAAAGUAGGAUUAUGUGGGUUUUAAAUACUCUUAAAUUCAGUCAUUUUUUUGAGAAAGAAACAAACGGUACGUUGUCCUAAAGCACCUCCACUAUACCCUUUAGAGUGCCAGAAGUUCGAGCUUCUGUUAUCUCUUCUGGACCGUAGUGGUUAUGGUGCUUAAAGUGUCCAUUUAAAGUAAAACAUUUUUUUUUUUAAUAUAUUAGAUAUUUUUUAUGGUCCCUUGCAGCUCACCUUUUUCCCGGGCCACAUAGACCUCCUUAUUUGGAAAUCUGGUUAUGCAAACAGUUUUUUGGUGGACGUUUGAAUGGCCUGCUAUAAAAAUAUAGUUAGUACAAUAUAAAAACACAAACCGGAAACCAGUUAAAAGGACAGGCUGCAAAAUAUUAUGGCUUUCUUGGCAUAUUAAUUACAGUAUAUCCGACAGGUUGUCCAGGGUUCCGUUUCAUAUUUAUUGUUUUAAUGAUAUUUAAAACUACUAAACUAUGUAUGCAGAAAUUAGAAGGUACAUUUUUUAAAUGUUAUGUUAUUAUUAAUAGAUAUAAAGUUGUUUUAGGUGAAGGAUCCAGAUCUGUGUUGAUAUACAUAGCAUAAUAUGGCAGUGUUAUUCCGCUGUGUGUAAACUGAAUUUCCUCGCUUUUUCUCUCAGAGGAGGCUGUCAAUGAGGUGAAGCGUCAGGCUAUGUCAGAGGUCCAGAAAGCGGUGUCUGAGGCUGAACAGAAAGCAUUUGAGAUGAUUGCAUCAGAGAGAGCCAGGAUGGAGCAGACUAUCGCGGAUGCCAAGCGGAGAGCUACAGAAGAUGCCUUUGUAGUGGUCAAUGAGCAGGAGGAAUCCACAGAGGUACACACUGCUCAGACCGUGAUUGACUAGGAUUAUGUCUUUUGUAGUUCAAACCCAUCUAGAGAACUAUCUGCCUAUGCCCCAGAUCAAGAGGAUAUCCAAUCACUCUAAACUUGCAGUCCAUAUUCAAAUAUAGCAGAAUGGAAAAAAAAAAAAGUUUUAAAUAACUUGGAAGUUUAUCAUUGGUGCUCAGUUGAGGAGAUCUAAUAUUGUUAGAUGUGGAUGCUGUAAAAGACUAGAUAAUUCAUAACCAUGUGAUGUGGAGAAACCAAUCAAGACUAGUUUCCAUAUAACAAAAUGCGUAUAAUCGCAGCAUGCAUGCUACCUUAUGUUGGUUUUCUUUUCCUGAGGUUUGUUUUUCAGGCGUUUUUCAGACCCAGACACAUUUCCUGCAGGGCUCUAUCUAUCCAGAUAAUAAAUAUUAACAAAAUUUCCAUUUGUACUGUUUGAAGCUGUGUUUAUGAACUAUAUAGGUAAAGGAACACCAUAGGGCCAGAAAUACACAUUAAAAACACUAUUUAGCCACCCAGGCCUCCCUUACCCCCUUAAAUAUAGUAAUUACUCACCUAAUUUCCAGUGCCGCACGGGUCUGCUGGCACAGGAUUCGCCCCUUUAGUGGACAUCAUCAGAAUGGAUAAUCUCAGCCAACCACAAUGAUUUCCCAUAGGAAAGCAUUGGAUUGGCUGAGAUCGUCAGUUCUGAUGAUCCCAGCCAAGGAGGAUGGCCUGUGGGUGGAGCCAAAUGCCACCAUGGCCAAUCAGCAUCUCCUCAUAGAGAAGCAUUGAAUAAAUGAAUCUCUAUGGGGAAAGUUCAGUGUCUCCAUGCAGAGCGUGGAGACCCAGUAAGCACCUCUGGUGGCUGUCCAUGGAGUGGACACUAGAGGUGUUUCUAGGCUGUGAUGUAAACACUGCCUUUUCUCUGAAAAGCUCAUAACAGCUGUAGUUGUUCUGGUGACUAUAGUAUCCCUUUAAGCCAACUCUUUCCUGUAUUUAUUUUUAUAUUGUGCAUGGGAAUUGCAUGACAGAAGAAGCAUAUUUUAUCAGUGUCUAGUAAUAUUGAUGGUUUAAUGUUAGUCACAUUGUAUUUUUUUUUUCCUUCUACAGAGUUGCUGGAAUUGUGGUCGUAAGGCGAGUGAGACCUGCAGUGGGUGUAACAUUGCUCGAUAUUGUGGCUCAUUCUGUCAGCACAAGGAUUGGGAGAAGCACCAUCGUAUCUGUGGGCAGAAUGUGCACAGUCAGGCCAAGCCUUUGACCCCUGUACGUUCUUUGAUUCCUAAACCCUCCGACCCGGUUCUGCUGAGUCCCACCUUGGAGAGGUCAUCAAGUGCAACAUCACGUUCUUCCACUCCAGCAUCCAUUACCGCGGUGGAAGGCCUGUAAACAAGGGCGCUGCUUAUCUGCGUUGUUUUGUCUCUUCAGAGGAUGAAUGUUAAAUGAAUAAAGUCCCGAGAUUAAUCUGUAGCUGACCCCAAAAAACAGAGGAGCAAAAUGGGUCUUAAAGAAACCAAACUGAGAAGCCUUUUGCCAACCAUGAUGAGAGUAACUUACCCAAAGGCAUACAGAAUAUUAUAAUAAACAAAGAAUAUACUUUCUGGUGACUUUGAAAAAACAUUUUUUUGGACUACAAUGGAUUCAUCUUAUUAUUAUCGAUUUAAAAGAAUGUUACAUUCUAUCAGCAUAAGUUGUGACGAUCAUACUAGCCUUUGGUUCUCUCCGCAAGGUUCUUCCUAUUCCCUUUCUCUGGGUCUGGAGAAAGAAAGGUUUUCAAAGCUGAAAAUGUUUGCUCUUAUACACAUAAACUAUAGACAUUACUAUUGUAAGAUGGCAACAACAAUCGCAACACAUCAAAUCACUUUGCAUGAUUUUUUUUUCCUUCUCUCCCUCACUUUACUGUAUUGUCACUCUACGUGUGUUUAUUUUUUUCUAUUUCAGUCUAUUCAAAGAGUGAUGGGUAGAUUCCUUGAUAUAUAGAAAAGAUUCUAAAAUCCCAGCACUCUACUAAAAACAGUAGAGUACUCCAAAAACAGGACUAAAAUCUUGUGAGGGGAAAAAGUAGACAGGGACACAUUAUUUUAAUAGAACGUAGCAUUUUAUAACCAAAAUGACCGUGUCAGGGUUAUUUUAGUAAUAUAAAAACAUGCAUUUUUACAGCAUAGAGGAAAUAUUAGUUGGAAAUUACAUUUUGUCAUUAAAUUCAUAGAAAAUAUUAUUUUGCUAUUUCAAUUUAAAUUAUAUUUCAGUGUGAUGGACAACUCCACAAUGUAGCACCACAAUAUAGAGGAAUAAUUAAUUUUGUGUCACUUCCUGCUACCUUGACAUAAUCUGGACCCUUGCACAAAUAAUGCACACCCUCCCUAAUUCUCAUCAUGUCCAAAGAAAAUACAAACAUAAGUAACAAAUUAUAUUUUAUUUGUUUACAGGACCCAAUGUUGGGGGAAGGAGGGGGAUCGGAGGGGGAGGUUGUAAUAGAAGUAGGGCCAGGCUGUUAAAUUGGUUUUCACCAUAAGCUUAACCCAAAACAAAAAUCCGUCAAGAGACACUAAUCUCCAAAGAUUAUCGUGUGCAAGUGGACUAUUUACACUGUGAAAGUACUUUAUAUAAUCUAUUACGUACCAGUUACGUACCAAAAAUCAUCAGUUUGACUCUUACCAGAACGUUUGUAGGAAUGAAGAUAUUUCACGGACAUUCCAGACUGCGUUAAAUCCACCAAACUAAAAAAGAUGGCUGCUGUGCUUCAUUACACCUAUGGUCCUUUAGGGCAUUUUUAAACCAGUAUCUUUAAUUUUCUAAAAUUGUCAAAAAUAAGCUACAUUCAAUAUUUGCAUCCUGUACAGAUAAGCUAAGCAUUUGUUACAGAGUUUACUCAAUAAAUGGCAUUUAACCAGUACCGUAUCUGAUCUCAUUAAAAUAUCUGGG
Molecule: messenger RNA, 46101 nt
Organism: Pelobates cultripes (western spadefoot toad)
Lineage: Eukaryota; Metazoa; Chordata; Amphibia; Anura; Pelobatidae
Source: the annotation of a GenBank genome assembly